CUGCCAGAGUCGCAGUUGAGGAGAAAGUAGAGACCAAGCAAGUUGAGAUGAGAGAGGGAAUCCCAUCCAAAGUUCCCAAAGCUGAGAAAAAGCCUGAGGAGAAGCCGACGACGUCACUGAAGGAGCCGUCCCCCCCGACAGUGCCUGAAGCCAAAAAGCCAUUGGAGAAAAGGGUUGCUGCAGUUUCAGAACCAGAGCAGAAGAAAGCACCCUCUUCUAAAGAAGCAGAGGACGUUCAGAAGCCUGCGGCUGUGCCCUCACCCCCUGCGGAGAAGCCUGGACUGCCAAAGAAAGAUGAGCCCAAGCCUCAGGUACCAGCUGAGCCCAAAACAGUGGCGCCUGCAGCUAAACCUGAGCCUGAGUCCAAGCUCAAACAGAGAGCAGAACCUGAACCAAAGCUUAAGCCCAAAGCAGAGCCUGAAGCCAAACCGGCGAUGAAGGUGGAGCCGGAAGCUAAGCCAGGGGCGGUAAAGAAGCCGGCUACCCCCCCCUCCAAAGUCCCCGAAGAGGCUGCAAAACCAGAGCCGGCCAAGGUCAAGCCUGAACCGGUGGUAAAACAGCCAGAACCAGAGGCUCCAAAAGCCAAACCAGAACCGGAAAAACCAAAAGCAGAAGUUCGUAAACCGGAGCCAGAACUGCCCGUUCCGAAACCUGAACCUGCGAAGGUCUCCAAACCUGAACCAGCAGUUAAAAAAGCUGAACCUGAAGUGAAAGUGCCAAAACCAGAACCGAAGCCUGCUCCGAAGGAACCUCCAAAGCAAGUUCCUGUGGAGGAAAAAAGACCUGUGGCUCCAAAAGCAGCAAAGAAACCAGAAGCUGCUGUUCCUCCCAAAGAAGAGCCGACACAGAAAGACAAAGAAGCAGAAUGCGAGGCCGAGACGAUUCCCACGACCCUUCCUGCUGCUGAUCCGUCUCCAGAAGAAGGAACAAGAGUUCCUGUGAAGGGAAUGGAGUCUCCACCACAAGUCACAGAAGCACUGGUAAAGCCAGCUGCUCCUCAAGAAGAGAGCAAACCGCUGGCGGCUGUAAACGUUCAAGAAGCUGCCAAAAAGCCUGAAGUCACAGACAAGACCAAGAAGUUAGAGAAGAAAAUAACUCCCCAGGAAGAAACAAAGCCAGUGGCCAAGCCAAAGGCUGCCGCAAAGGCUAAAGAACCAACCAGGAAGGGUGCAGAAGAAGAAAAACCAACCGCGGUAGAAAAGAUAUCUCCUGAAACAGAUCAAACCAAGGGACCCGUCCAAGCACCGGGAGGAGUCAAGAAAGAGGGAUCACCAGCAGGAGAAGCAGCAGGUGGAGGUAGAGGUAGAGGACUGAAACCCAAGCAGACCCCGUCCCCCGGAGAAGGUAGGGGCCGUGGUGUGAGGCCCGGAGGAAAGGGUCCCACGCCACCAGACGAACCGUUCGCAGGGUUCAAGCUCAAAGCCGUCCCUCUGAAGUUCAUCAAGAAGCUUCAGGACAUCUUGUUGAAGGAAGCCGAGUCCAUCGGAUCGGCUGCGGUGUUCGAGUGCGAGGUUUCGCCCUCCACUGCCAUCACUACCUGGAUGAAAGACGACUGUAACCUUCGCGAGAGCCCCAAGCACAAGUUCACCUCUGACGGCAAAGACCGCAAGCUGAACAUCAUCGAUGUCCAGCUGUCUGACACCGGGGAGUACACGUGUAUAGCCAAGAAUGCCGGCAAGGAGAUAUCAUGCAAAGCCAAGCUCAUUGUUGAAGAGCUUCCAUUGAAAUGGAUCAAGGAGCUGGAGGAGGAGACCUCGGCUAUGAAGGGUCAGCCUCUGUACAUGACCUGUGAGUUGAACAAAGAGAAGGAUGCGAUAUGGAAGAGGAACGGUGAGGUCCUGAAGAAACAGGCCGGGAAGAUUCAGAUCAACGUCAUCGGCUUGCAGCACGCUCUGACCAUCCAGAACUCCACUGAGGCCGACACCGGGCUCAUCAGCUGUGAGGUGUCCGGCCAGGAGGAUGUCAAGACCUCAUCGAAUGUCAAAAUCAUUGAAAUCAUCAGGGAUUGGAUUGUGAAACCGCUGAGAGACCAGCAUGUGAAACCAAAAGCCAACGCUACGUUUAAGUGCGAGCUCUUCAAGGAAUCCCCCAACUGGAAGUGGCUCAAAGGAGAGGAGGAGGUCACUCCUUCAGACAAGAUUGAGAUCAAGAAGGAAGGAAAGGAGGUGACACUCACCAUCAAGAACUGUCAGCCUGAGGAUGUGGCGCAGUAUUGCAUGGAGGUGGAAGGACGCCUUUACACCGCCAAUCUCACUCUAGGAGAGCGCGAGGCUGAGAUCCUGAAGCCUCUGGCCAGCGUUGAGGUGGUUGAGAAGCAGGACGCCGUGUUUGAGACGGAGAUCUCUGAGGACGAUGUUCCCGGCGAAUGGAAGCUCAAAGGAGAGGUUCUGACCAGAUCCCCGACGUGCGAAAUCCACAUGGAGCGCGGGGUGCGUAAGCUCACUCUGAAGAACUGCCAGUUGGAUCAUGCCGGAGAGGUUUCGUACCAGGCUCUGAACGCCAUGACUAGCGCGAUGCUCAACGUCAAAGAAAUCGAGAUGGACUUUGUUGUCCCGCUGAAGGAUGUUUCUGUGCCUGAAAAGAAACAGGCAAAGUUUGAAUGCACCAUCACGAAGGAUGUCUCUAAGGUCAUGUGGUAUAGAGGGGAUGACGUCAUCACCCCGGACCAAAAGUAUGACAUUAUCGAUGAUGGAAAGAAGCAUAUGCUCAUUAUAAACUGCUGCGAGUUCGAUGACGAGGACGCGUAUACAAUCGCUGUUCUGGGCAAAAUGUCCACAGCUAGACUCACGGUGGAUGGUAUCAGGCUCAAAUGUAUCUCGCCGCUAAAGGACCAAACGGUGAAGGAAGGCACGAUGGCUCGCUUUGAGCUGGAGCUCUCUCAUGAGAACAUCCCCGUCACAUGGUACAAAAACGAUGUCAAAAUCCACCCGAGCAGAACCGUGCUCAGUCACGUGGACGGGAAGAGACACGUGUUAGAAAUGAAGGAAGUGACUCUCGAUGAUACUUGUCAAAUUAAGGCUGAGGCCAAAGGGAUUCCCUCCAUGGCCAACCUGACGGUCAUAGAGGGCGAUGCGUACUUCACGGUUAAGCUGCAGGACUAUACUGCGGUGGAGAAAGACGAGGUGGCCCUAGAUUGCGAGCUCAGCAAAGACGUGGAGGUCAUGUGGUACCACAACGAGGCCGAGGUCAAACCCUCUAAGAUGGUGGCCAUUAAGGCCGAGGGCAAACGCAGAACCCUUGUCAUCAAGAAAGUUGCCGACAAAGACAAAGGACAGUACGUGUGUGACUGUGGGACAGAUAAGACGAUGGCCACGCUUCACAUUGAAGCGCGCCACAUCAAGGUGGUGCGGCCGGUGUACGGAGUUGAGGUGUUUGACGGAGAAACCGCUCGGUUUGAAGUGGAGCUCAGUGAAGACGAUGUCCAUGGACAAUGGAAACUAAACGGAGAAGUCCUCAGUCCAUCCGCCGAUGUAGAAAUCGUGGAGGACGGUGCCAAACACACUUUGGUCUUGUACAACUGCAAAGUGCCUCAAACAGGCGAGCUGGUGUUUACCGCCGCCAACGCCAAAUGCUCUGCUAACCUGAAAGUGAAGGAGCCGCCGGUCUCGUUCAUUACUCCGCUGGCUGACGUCCACGCGUACGAAAAGGACGAGGCCAAGUUUGAGCUGGAAAUGUCCAGAGAGCCCAAAAGCUUCCGCUGGCUGAAGGGAUCUCAGGAGCUGACAAAUGACGAUAAGUUUGAGAUCCAGGUGGAGGGGAAGAGACACACUCUGAUUGUGAAAUCUGCCAGAUAUGAAGACGAAGCCAAGUACAUGUUUGAGGCUGAAGACAAACGGACGUCUGGGAAGUUGAUUAUCAAAGGUAUUCGCCUCGAAUUUAUCAAGCCGAUUAAAGAUGUGACCGUGAAGGAGCGUGAGACGGCAGAGUUCAGCGUGGAACUCUCUCACGAUAAGAUCCCUGUGGUCUGGUACAAAAACGACGUCCGGCUGCACCCCAGCAAGGUGGUGCACAUGUCGGAGGACGGGAAGGUCUUCACGCUGGCCUUCAAGGAGGUCUCCAUCGACGACACCUCCAUGAUCAAAGUGGAGGCCAUGAGCAAGACCUCAGAGGCCAUGCUCACCGUGCUCGAGGGCGACCUGUACUUCACGGUGAAGCUGCAGAACUACACCGCCGUGGAGAAAGACGAGGUGGUGUUGUCCUGCGAGCUGAGCAAGGCGGCCGACGAGGUCCGCUGGUACAAAGACGGUAACGAAAUAUUUGCCUCCAAGAACGUCCUGAUGCAAGCGGACGGAAAGAGGCGCAUGCUGGUGAUCAAGAAGGCGGCGAGGAGCAGCAUCGGGUCGUACACCUGCGACUGUGGCAUCGACAAAACCACGGCCGACCUGAACAUCGAAGAGCGCGACAUUAAGGUGGUCCGCCCGCUGUACAGCGUGGAGGUCACUGAGACCGAGACCGCCAAGUUUGAGACGGAGAUCUCCGAGGAGGACCUGCACGCCACCUGGAAGCUGAAGGGGGAGCAGCUGCACCCCUCACCCGAUGUGGAGAUUAAGGACGAGGGAGCGAGACACAUCCUGGUCAUCUUCAACUGCAAGAUGGACAUGGCAGGAAGCAUCGACUUCUCCGCAGCCAACGCCAAGUCCUCCGCUCAGCUCAGGGUCAAAGCGCGGGUCAUCGCCCUGGCUCGGCCCCUGGCGGACGCCUCGGUGACCGCCGGAGAGACGGCCACCUUCGAGUGCGAGCUGUCGUACGAGGGCAUCGCCGUCGAGUGGUUCCUUGGGGGUACCAAGCUGGAGCCAAGCGACAGAGUGGUGUUGAAGUCGGAAGCUAAAGUCCACAGCCUGACUCUGAGGGACGUCAAGCUCAAUGAAGCCGGACAGAUCAAACUCACCGCCAAGGACUUCCAGACGGACGCCAACCUCAUCGUCAAAGAGCCGGCGGUGGAGUUCUCGAAGCCUCUGCAGGACCAGACGGUGGAGGAGGAGGCCACGGCCACACUGGAGUGUGAAGUGUCCCGGGAGAAGGCCGAGGUGAGAUGGUUCAAGGACGGCACGGAGAUCAGGAAGACAAAGAAGUACGAGAUGAUCGUGGACGGCCACAAGAGGGCGCUGAUCAUCCACGACUGCACGCUGGACGACUCCAGGACGUACGCCUGCGACGCCAAGCAGUUCAAGACCUCCUGCUUCCUCAACGUGGAGCCUCCACACAUCGAGUUUUCGAAGCCGCUGCACGACGUGGAAGUGAAAGAGAAGGAAUCUGCCAGGUUUGAGUGUGAAGUGUCCAGACAGGACGUCAAGGUCCGCUGGUUCAAAGACGGAAGUGAAAUCAGGAAAGGGAAGAAGUACGAGAUGGUGUCUCAGGGCCGGCAGCACGUCCUCAUCGUCCACAAGUCUGUGUUCGACGACGAGGCGGAGUACGAGUGCGACGCCAAAACCAUCAAGUCCUCCGGCAUGCUCACCGUCGUCGAGGAGGAGGCGCGCUUCAGUAAGAGCCUGUCCAGCGUGGAGGGCACGGAGACGGACAGCGUGAAGCUGAUCUGCGAGGUGUCCAAACCCUCGGCCGAGGUGCGCUGGUUCAGAGGAGACGAGGAGCUGCCGGAGGGCGGCCGCUACGAGCACAUCGUGGACGGGAAGAGGAGGAUCCUGCUGAUCCAGGACCUGAAGAUGGUCGACGCCGCGGAGUACACCUGCAGGCUGAGCGCCAGCAUCAAGACCUCCGGGACCCUCAAGAUCAACGAGCUGGCUGCAGAGUUCAUCUCGCGGCCGCACAGCGUGGAGGUGGUGGAGGGCGAGAAGGCGGAGUUCAGCUGCUCCGUCUCCAAAGACACGUUCGAGGUGAAGUGGCUGAAGGACGGCUCGGAGCUGCAGGCCGGAGGCAAGUUCAGCAUGCUGAGCGACGGGAAGAGACGCUCGCUGGUCAUCAAGGACAGCGAGCCCAAGGACGAGGGCGCCUACGUGGUGAUGAUCGGAGCGACGCGCGCCAGCGCAGACCUCACCGUGCUCGAGAAGCUGAGGAUCAUCACGGCGCUGAAGGACACGGAGGCCAAGGAGGGACAGGAAGUGGUUCUGAACUGCGAGGUGAACACAGAGGGAGCGAAGGCCAAGUGGCUGAAGAAGGAGGAGACGGUGUUCGAGAGCAGCAAGUACGUGAUGGUGCAGAGAGACAACGUGUUCUCGCUGAGGAUCAAAGACGCCCAGAAGGGAGACGAGUCCGAGUACAGCAUCAACCUGACCAAUCAGAGAGGAGAGCAGGCCAAGAGCGCCUGCAACCUCUCCGUCAAAGAGGAGAGCAUGAGGUUCGUGGUUCCUCUGGAGGAUAUCGACACUCAGGAGAAGAACACAAUCGUCUUCUCCUGCAAGGUGAACCGGCCCAACGCCACGCUGAAGUGGAUGAAGGCGGGCCAGGAGAUCGCCUUCAGUAAACGCAUCGCAUACCGGGCGGACAAAGAGAAGCACACGCUCACCAUCAAGGACUGUACGCUUGCCGACGAGGGCGAGUACACCGCCAUGGCUGGAGACAGCAAGUGCACGGCGGAGCUGAUCAUCAGCGAGGCGCCCACCGACUUCAGCAUACAGCUGAAGGACCAGACCAUCACAGAGUUCGAGGACGCAGAGUUCACCUGCAAACUCACCAAAGACAAUGCAGACCCCAAGUGGUACAGGAACGGACGUGAGAUCAGAGAAGGACCCAGAUAUACAUUUGUGAGAGAAGGGAAGAUGUGCAUGCUGCGCAUUAAGGAGUGCAGACCCGAGGAUGAGUGUGAGUACGCCUGCGGAGUCGACGACAAGAGAUCCAGAGCCCGGCUCUUCAUCGACGAGACCCCAGUGGAGAUCAUCAGACCCCCCCAGGACGCGUUCCAGGCCCCCGGCUCGGACGUAGUGUUCGAGGUGGAGCUGAACAAGGACCGCGUGGAGGUGAAGUGGCUGAGGAACAACAUGACAGUCGUGCAGGGAGACAAGUACCAGAUGAUGAGCGAGGGCAAGAUCCACCGGCUGCAGGUCUGCGAGAUCCGGCCCAGAGACCAGGGCGAGUACAGACUCGUCGUCAAGGACAAAGACGCCAAGGCCAAGCUGGAGCUCGCAGCGGUGCCUCAGAUCAAGACAACAGACCAGAGCUACGUCACUGACGCCAGGAAGCCCAUCGUCAUGGCCGUCCCGUACAGCGCCUACCCUCAGGCCGAGGCCGACUGGAUGUACAACAACCUGAGUCUGCCCAAGGACAACAUCCACACCUCAGCCGACCGCACAGAGCUCAGGCUGAAGGACCCGCUGAAGUCCGACGAGGGCCGCUACAAGAUCACCAUCAAGAACAAGCACGGGCAGGGGGAGGCCUUCAUCAACCUGGAGGUCAUCGACGUCCCUGGACCCGUGAAGAACUUCCAGGUUGUCGACACCGCCGACGGCGAGGUGAGUCUGGUGUGGGAGGAGCCUGAGAGCGAUGGCGGCGCUAAGGUCAUUGCCUACGUUGUUGAGAGACGCGACGUGAAGCGUAAGACGUGGACUCUGGCCACGGAUCACUCCGAGAGUCCGGAGUACACAGUGACCGGACUCCAGAAGGACUCCAUGUAUCUGUUCAGAGUCUGCGCCAGAAACCGGGUCGGCAGUGGACCCAACGUGGACACCGACAAACCCGUACAGGCCAAGAACAAGUUUGACGUUCCCGAGGCUCCUCUGAACGUCAUCGUUGGAAACGUGACGAAGUUCGGCUGCACCGUCUCCUGGGAUCCUCCGGAGUCUGACGGCGGCUCGCCCAUCACCUCCUUCAUCAUCGAGCUGCGCGACCGCACGUCCGUGAAGUGGACGCCCGUGCAGAUCACAAAGGCCGACGAGCUGAGCGCCAUCGUCAACGACGUCAUCGAGAACAAGGAGUACAUCUUCAGAGUGAAGGCGCAGAACAAGGCCGGCGAGGGGAAGCCCAGCGCCGCCUCGCUCCCCGUUAAGAUCAUGGACCCCAUCGAGAGGCCCAGUGCGCCCCUGAACCUGGUCUCGCAGGAUCAGAACAAGAACUCUGUGCAGCUGAGCUGGGAGACGCCGCUGAGGAACGGAGGCAGCACGAUCACCGGAUACAUCAUACAGCGCUGCGAGGAGGGAACCGACAAGUGGAUGCGGUGCAACACCCGCCUCUGCCCAGACCUCUGCUUCAACGUGUCUGGUCUGAAAUACGGGAAGAAGUACAACUACAAAGUGUUCGCUGAGAACGCCGCCGGACUGUCCGACCCGUCCAACACCAUCGGCCCCCUGCUGGCAGACGACACACACUUCGCUCCUUCCUUCGACCUGAGUGCGUUCAAAGACGGUCUGGAGGUGAUCGUGCCGCAGCCCCUCACCAUCAGGGUCCCGAUCACCGGGUACCCCACGCCCGUCGCUAAGUGGACGUUCAGAGAGAAACAGCUGAGCACCAACGAGGAGCGCGUCUCCAUGACGACCAAGUCCUCGUUCACGGAGCUCAUCGUGAUGCCGAGCGUCCGCCCCGAUAAGGGAACCUACACCCUGACGCUGGAGAACGACGUGACCUCCAUCAGCGGAGACAUCGAGGUCAACGUCAUCGCGGCGCCCAGCUCCCCGAAGGACUUCAAGGUUCUGGAGGUGACCCGGCAGCACGUGCACCUGAGCUGGGAGGCGCCGGAGCACGACGGAGGAAGCCCUCUGAUUGGGUACCAGGUGGAGAAAAGAGACCUGUCCCGCAAGACCUGGGUCAAGGUGACCGCUGGGAUCCAGGACCAGGAGCUGACGGUGACCGACGUGAUGGAGGGGAAGGAGUACCUGUUCAGAGUCACCGCCUGCAACAAGUGUGGACCGGGAGAGCCGGCGUACAUCGACGAGCCCGUCAACGUGUCCUCGCCCGCCACGAUCCCCGACCCCCCCGAGAACCUGCGCUGGAGAGACAAGUCGGCAAGCGGUAUCUUCCUGACCUGGGAGCCUCCGAAGUACGACGGCGGCGCCGGGAUCCGCGGCUACAACGUGGACCGCCUGCAGAGAGGCACCGACAAGUGGGAGCCCUGCGGAGACAUGGUCCCCGAGCUGAAGGUGCAGGUGACCGGCCUCACCGAGGGCCAGUGGUACGCCUACAGGGUCCGGGCCCUCAACAAGCUGGGGGCCAGCAGACCCUGCAAGGCCACCGACGAGAUCCAGGCCGUGGACCCCAAAGAGGCUCCAGAGAUCCAGCUGGACGCCAAGCUGCUGGCCGGCCUCACGGCGAAGGCGGGCAGUAAGAUCGAGCUGCCGGCCGAGGUGAAGGGGAAACCCGAGCCCCGCGUGAAGUGGACCAAAGCAGACCUGGUUCUGAAGGCGGAGGACCGGGUCUCCAUCGACACCACCCCCGGACACUCCACCGUCACCAUCGCCAAGACCCAGAGAGACGACAGCUCCACCUACAUCAUCGAGGCCACCAACAGCAGCGGGCGCGCCACCGCCACCGUGGACGUCAACAUCCUGGAUAAGCCCGGCCCCCCCGCGGCCUUCGAUAUCUCGGAGAUCACCAACGAGACGUGCUUCCUGGCCUGGAACCCGCCCCGAGACGACGGAGGAUCGAGGGUCACGAACUACAUCGUGGAGCGCAGAAACGUGGAUAGCGAGAUCUGGCACCGCCUGUCCUCCACCGUCAAGCAGACCACCUACAAGGCUGUGGGCCUCACCAAGUUCAAGGAGUACCUCUUCAGGGUCUUCGCCGAGAACCAGUUCGGAGUGGGACCCCCCGCGGAUCACUUGCCCAUCAUCGCCAGAUACUCCUUCGACACCCCCGGCGCUCCCUACAAGCUGGAGGCGUCGGACAUCGCCAAGGACUCGGUGACGCUGGCCUGGUACGAGCCGGACGAGGACGGAGGCAGCCCGAUCACCGGGUACUGGGUGGAGCGCUACGAGGCCGACCUCGACAAGUGGAUCCGCUGCAACAAGCUGCCCAUCAAGGACACCAACUACAGAGUCAAAGGUCUUCCCACCAGGAAGAAGUACAAGUUCAGAGUCCUGGCGGAAAAUCUCUCAGGAACCGGAAAACCCAGCGCGGAGACGGACCAGAUCCUGAUCAAAGACCCCAUCGACCCCCCCUGGGCUCCAGGUAAGCCCACAGUGAAGGACGUGGCGAAGACUUCCUGCUUCCUCAUGUGGACCAAGCCGGAGCACGACGGCGGAGCGAAGAUCGAGGGCUACGUGAUCGAGAUGCUGAAGAGCGGCACCACGGACUGGAUCAGGGUGGCCGAGAACAUCAACCUGCUGGAGCACUCCCUGAAGGGCCUGAUGGAGAAGCAGGAGUACUCCUUCAGGGUCCGAGCCAUCAACGUGGCCGGAGAGAGUGAACCCAGCGAGCCCAGCGAGCCCGUGCUCUGCAAGGAGAGACUCAACCCCCCCUCGGCACCCCGCUGGCUGGAUGUGAUGAGCGUCACCCGCAGCAGCGCUGAUCUGAAGUGGUCUCUGCCGGAGAGGACUGGCGGCGCCCCCAUCACUAACUACGUGGUGGAGAAGAGAGACGCCAGGCGUAAAGGCUGGCAGGCGGUGGACACCACGGUGAAGGAGCUGAAGUACACCGUGUCUCCGCUCAACGAGGGCUCGCUCUACGUGUUCCGCGUCGCUGCUGAGAACAGCGUCGGAGUCGGAGAGUUCUGCGAGCUCAAAGACUCCGUCAUGGCCAAGGACAACUUCUCUGCUCCCGGCCCACCCUACGCUCUCAGCGUCUUCGGCAUCUCCAAGAGAUACGUGGACCUGCAGUGGGAGGCGCCCAAGAACGACGGAGGAAGACCAAUCCUCAAAUACUCGUUGGAGAAGAAGGAGAAGCUGGGCACUCGCUGGGUGAAGUGCGGGAAGACGUCGGGUCCAGACUGUAAGUACCGGGUCACGGACGUCAUCGAGGGAACUGAGGUCCAGUUCCAGGUCAGCGCGGAGAACGAGGCGGGCACCGGACACCCCAGCGAGCCCACUGAGAUCCUGACCAUCGAGGACCCCACCGGCAUCCCCUCCCCCCCCGUGGAGCUCCAUGUCACCGGAGCCAGCCGUGACUUCCUGUCCAUCGCCUGGAAGCCCCCCCAGAGGGACGGCGGCUGCCCCAUCAGAGGGUACCACGUGGAGAUGUGUGCUGCCGGCACAGAGAAGUGGAUGAGAGUCAACUCCCGUCCCGUGAAGGAGCUGAAGUUCCGCGUGACGGCGGAGGAGGGCGUCGUUCCCGAGAAGGAGUACAUCCUGAGGGUCCGAGCCAUCAACUCUGUGGGCGUCAGCGAGCCCUCCGACCUCUCCGAGAACGUGUUCGCCAAAGAGUCCGACUGUAACCCCCAGCUGGAGUUCCAGACUCUGGACCUGGUUGUCGUGGAGACGGAGAAGCUUCACAUCCCCGUUCCCUUCAGAGCCGUGCCCUCGCCCAGGAUCACCUGGCACAAAGACGGCAAGGAGCUGAAGGCCGACGAGCGCCUGGGAUUCAGGAAGGAGUAUGUCUCCUGUCACCUGGAGGUCGACAGCAGUCUGCACUCUGACGCAGGACAGUACAAAGUGACUCUGGAGAACAAGAUGGGAGCCGCCAGCGCCGCCAUCAACGUCAAAGUCAUCGGUCUCCCCGGGCAGUGUAAGGAGAUCAUUGCUUCUGAAAUCACAAAGAACUCCUGCAAAGUGUCCUGGGAUCCUCCAAACUACGACGGAGGCAGCCCCAUCAUCCACUACGUCAUGCAGAGGCGUGAGGCCGGCCGCAGGACGUACGUGAACAUGAUGUCCGGAGAAAACAAGGUGUGCUGGAACGUCAAAGACCUGAUCCCCAACGGAGAAUACUACUUCCGGGUUCAGGCCGUCAACAAGAUUGGGGGCGGAGAGUUCAUCGAGCUGCGCAACCCCGUCAUCGCUGAGGAUCAGAAACACGCCCCGGACCCCCCGGUGGACGUGGAGACCCACAACCCGACCUCCAGCACCAUCACGCUGACCUGGAAGCCCCCGAUGUACGACGGCGGCGCCAAGAUCAUGGGCUACGUGCUGGAGAAGCAGCUGAAGGGCGAGGAGGCCUGGGGGCGCUGCAACGACUUCCUGGUGCCCGUGCUGUCCUACACCGUGCGGGGGCUGACGGAGGGCAAGAGCUACGCCUUCAGGGUCCGAGCAGAGAACCCAGCGGGGGUCAGCGAGCCGUCCAGAGCGUCGCUGCACGUCAAGAUCUCAGACGCCGUCGACCCCCCGAAGGUGUUCCUGAGCGGCAGCCUGCAGUCCGGCCUCAGUGUGAAGCGAGGCGGAGAGAUCUGCCUGAACGCCAACAUCUCCGGAUCCCCGUACCCCGAGAUCACCUGGUACUGGAACAACCAGGUGAUCCGACCCGAGGCGCUGCGCAAGAGACCCGACAAACCACUGAAGAAGAAGGUGGAGAAGAAGGAGGAGGAGAAGAAGGAGGAAAAGAAGGAGGGAGAGGCUGUGAAGAAGGAAGGAGAGGAGAAGAAAGAGGGAGAGGAGAAGAAAGAGGGAGAGGAGAAGAAAGAGGGAGAGGAGAAGAAAGAGGGAGAGCCUGAGAAGAAGGAAGGAGAGCCUGAGAAGAAGAAGGAGGAAGAGGUGAAGGAGGAGGAGGAGGAGGAGGUGGAGGAGAGCGACUACCCGACCAUAAACGAGCGUCUGUCCGUGGAUAACCGUCACCGCGGGGUUUCCUCCAUCACCAUCAGGGACUCUGUGCGCGCAGACCACGGCGUCUACAUGGUGAAGGUGGUGAACGACCACGGCAAAGCCUCGGCCAGCUGCGAGGUCAACGUGCUCGACACUCCCGGGCCUUCGGUGAACUUCCGGUUCGAGGAGGUGAGGAAGAACUCGGUGGUGUGUAAGUGGGAUGCUCCUCUGGACGACGGAGGCAGCGAGAUCCUGAACUACACCCUGGAGAAGAAGGACAACUCCAAGCUGGAGAUCGGCUGGAGCGUGGUCACCUCCACUCUGAGAAGCUGCCGCUACCUGGUGCCCAAACUCAUCGAGAAGAAGGAGUACCUGUUCAGGGUCGUGGCCGAGAACAAGUUCGGAGCGGGGCCGCACUGCGUGUCCAAACCGCUCAUCGCCAAGAACCCCUUUGAACCUCCCGAGACUCCGGAGAAGCCUGAGAUCGAUGACAUCACAGCUCAUAGCAUGCUGGUCAUCUGGACCCCGCCCAACGACAACGGCAGCCCCAUCCUCGGAUACUGGGUGGAGCGCCGCGAGAUCAACAGCUCGCACUGGGCACGUGUCAACAGGGAAAUCGUUGCCGACACUGAGCUGAACGUUGAAGGUCUCAUCGAAGGAAUGACAUACAUCUUCAGGGUGGCGGCCGAAAACCAGGCCGGCCCAGGGAAGUUCAGCCUGCCCUCCGAACCCAAGACAGCCCAGUCUCCCAUCCUACCUCCUGGACCUCCUACUUGCCGAGUGGCAAAUACCACCGACCACUCCAUCGACGUGGAGUGGGACCCACCUGCCGAUAACGGCGGAGGAGAGAUUAUGGGAUACCAAGUGGACAAGGCCAUGGUUGGUUCUAAGGACUGGUCCAGGUCCACAGAGCGCCUGUGGAAAACCCGGGCCUUCACUGUGUUUGGAGUCCGUGAGGGCGCCAAAUACCAGGUCAAGGUCAUCGCAUGCAACGCCGCUGGAGAGGGAGCACCAGGUUUCACAGAGGCCGUGUUUGUCAGGAACCCUGCAGAGAAGCCGGUGAUUGAAAUGGAACUGGCCAUCAAGGCUGGCGUGUUUAUCAGGGCCGGAGAGAACCUCCGUCUACCUGCUACAGUCACUGGUAAACCUUACCCGUCCAUCGAAUGGACCAUCGAAGACUCCAAACCCGACAAAGACCGCGUGGAGAUCCUCACUGAAGGAAACGACAGCAUCGUUUCAAUCAAGAACGUCCAGAGGAAGGACAGCGGCAAAUACCACAUCUCCGUUUGCAACCCUAGCGGCAUCAAGAAUGCUUCGACCAGAGUGGAGGUCAUGGAUGUCCCCGGACCUGUCACCGACCUGAAGCCAGUUGUAGUCACUCGCAAGAUGAUCUUCCUGAACUGGGACGACCCAGACGACGACGGAGGCAGCGACCUGAUUGGCUUCAUCGUGGAGAGAAGAGACAUCAAGAUGCACACAUGGAGGCAGCCCGUUGAAACCGCCUCGUCUAAGUGCGAGUGCGUGGGCAUCAUGGAGGGACAGGAGUACAUGUUCCGCGUCAUCGCCAAGAACAAGUUCGGCCUGGGCCCGCCCGUAGAGCUGGGACCCAUCAAGGCUGUUGACCCACAGGGUCCACCUUCAUACCCUGAGAAGUUCCACUACACCGAGCGCACCAAGAACUCCGUCACAUUUACCUGGAAACCACCUCGUAAUGAUGGCGGCAGCCCAGUCAUUGGCUACUUCAUUGAGAAGAAGAGGCAGGACGAGACAGCCUUUGUUCUCCACAAUAAAGAGAUUUGCACCAGCAUGACCAUGACUGUGGAGGGCCUGGAAGAGGACUGGCCUUAUGAGUUCAGGAUCAAGUGUGCCAACCUAAUGGGAGAGAGCGAGCCAUCCAUUCCUUUGAAUGUGGUCAUCCAAGACGAUGAAGUGUCUCCUGAGGUCCACAUGCUGAAGCACUUCAAGGGAGACUCCAUCAUCGUGAAGAAGGGCGAGCCCAUCGAGAUACCCGCUAAUAUCAUUGGUCUCCCCAUCCCUACUAUCGAGUGGACCAAGGAUGACGUGCUGAUCGCUGAAUCCACUGAGGCUCAGGUGAUAGAGACAGAGGUCACUGGCAGACUCAACGCCAGGACCAAGCUGUCCAUCCCAGCAGCCAACAGGAGGGAUCGCGGCUGCUUCACUGUGACCGCCUCAAACAACAUGGGGUCAGCCCAUCACACCAUCUCCGUCAUGGUGCUGGACCGACCAGUUCCACCCAGGAAUUUAACAGUGUCCAACAUCAGGGCCGAGUCCUGCUACUUGCACUGGGACGCACCCCUGGAUAAUGGUGGCAGCGAGCUGACCAACUACAUUGUUGAGAAGAGAGACGUGAUGACUGAUCAACCGGAGCUGGAAGAGGGACAGGAAGCACCACCUGAGCCCCAGUGGGUGGAGGUUAACAGCAGCGUCAUCGAUAGGAAGUUUGGGGUGUGGAACCUGGAGACCAACAAGUCAUACUUGUUCCGGGUCAAAGCCCAGAAUCGUUACGGUAUUUCUGACCCCUGUACAACAGAGGAAGUCAUGAUCACCGACCCAUUCGGCCUCCCUGGCCCUCCAGAGAAACCAACCAUUGCAGAAUACUCCAAGACUACAAUGACCCUGUCAUGGGAGCCUCCCAGAGACACCGGUGGCUCCAUGAUUGUUGGCUACUGGCUGGAGAAAAGAGAGAAGGGCUCUGACUACUGGGCCAAAAUCAACAAGAUGCCCGUCACCAAGAGGGGCAUGAAAGGCUGGGAGUACCAGGUGGUUCGUCUGAUCGAAGGAACAGAGUACGAGUUCAGGGUUGCUGCCAGCAAUUCUGCAGGAACUGGACCAUUCAGCGCACCGUCCGACUCUGCCUUUGCUGUCGAUCCAAUCACUCCUCCAAGCAUGCCUGCUGCACCUGAAGUCGUUGAUAAGACGAAGCACAGUGUCACACUUGCCUGGACGCCACCAGAGAAGGAUGGAGGAAGUCCCAUCAAGGGCUACAUCAUCGAGAUCCAGGAUGAGGGAUCCUCCGGAUGGCAGAGGGUCAAUGACGUGGACUCACUGGUCCCGACCACCGAGUUCACCAUGCCCAGCCUCCGCGAGCUGAAGCGCUACUACUUCAGGGUCAUUGCUGUCAACGACAUUGGCGAGUCCGACCCCAGCCCCCGCACCACCGAGGUUCUGGUUCAAGACGUCCAGCUGAUUCCUGCCAUCAACAUCGACAUGAUGGUGGAUGACCUGCUGUACGUCCGUGCUGGAGAUGCAUUCAAGAUCCCCGCCACCAUUAAGGGCCGCCCUACUCCCAAGGUCACCUGGGAGUUCACCGGCAAAGCCAAGUCCCACAAGAAGAACAAACUGCACACGCUGCCUGUCGACUCUGAGGUUGAGUCAACAGACACCACGUCCAUUGUGACCGUCCCCGUCAGUCUGAGGACACACUCUGGACGUUACACCAUCACCGCCAAGAACAAGUCUGGACAGAAACACGUCAACGUCAGGGUCAAUGUGCUCGACGUACCCGGAGCUCCUAAGGAUCUGAGGGUUACCGACAUCACCCGGUCCACCAUGAGGCUGAUCUGGAAACUGCCCGACAGCGAUGGAGGAGAGAGGAUCAAGAGCUACUUCAUUGAGAAGAAGUCUACCGCCGACAAGGCCUGGACCAAGGUGAACACCGCCUGUGCCAGCCAGGCCUUCGUGGUCCCGGGGAUGCUGGAGGGGCAGGACUACCUGUUCAGGGUCUGCGCCGAGAACAGACUGGGCUUCGGCCCGUUCACCAUCGCCGCCGACCCCGCGCGGGCCAGUGACCCCAUCUACCCCCCCGACCCCCCCACCAAGGUGAAGGUGAACCUGGUGACGAAGAGCACCGUCACCCUGACCUGGGAGGCUCCCAAGAACAAUGGCGGCUCUCCGGUGAAGCACUACGUGAUCGAGCGUCUGAGCUGGGACACCAGCGGCAAGGAGAAGGAGACGUGGAAGCAGUGCAACAAGAGGGACGUGGAGGAGCUCACCUUCGUGGUGGAGGACCUGAAGGAGGGAAUAGAGUACGAGUUCAGGGUUAAAGCCGUGAACGCAGCCGGACCCAGCAGAGCCUCGCCCACCGCCGGACCCCUGGUCAUCAAGGACCAGACAUUUGCCCCCACCAUCGUGAUGCGCGAGGCGUUGGAAGGCGAGGAGGACUGUGACAUCAGCAUCGUGGCGAAGGUGAGCGGCUGCCCGUUCCCCUCGCUCGCCUGGAGCAAAGCCAGCGUGGCGAAGCCGGAGGAGAAGGCGGCGGUGACGUACGACCAGCACAUGAACAAGCUGGUGACUCAGGACAAGUGCACGCUGCUCAUCACGCAGGCCAGCCGGCACGACAGCGCCCUCUACAGCCUGACCGCCACCAACGCUCUGGGAUCCACCUCCAAGGACCUCAAGCUCUCCGUGUUCGGCCCCCCCGGCCCCCCCGAGGGUCCCGUCACCUUCACCGAGGUGUUCGCUGAGCGCAUCGGGCUCGCCUGGGCGGCUCCGAAAGACGACGGCGGCUCGAAGAUCACGAACUAUGUGGUGGAGAAGCGCGAGGAGAGCAGGAAGUCCUGGGUCCACGUCUCCAACGACCCCAAGGACUGCGCCUACGUGGUGACCCGCCUGACCGAAGCCCACGAGUACGAGUUCAGGGUCAUGGCCCAGAACAAGUUCGGGGUCGGACCCCCGCUGGUCAGCAAGGCCGAGAAGGCCAGGAACCUCUUCACGGUGCCGGGUCAGUGUGAGAAGCCCACCAUCUCGGACGUCUCUCUGGACUCCAUGACGGUGAACUGGGACGAGCCGAAGUACGACGGCGGCUCCUCUGUGCUGACGUACAUCGUGGAGAAGAAGGAGGCGUCGGGGAAGCGCUGGGCGAGAGCCAACAGAGAAACCAUCGGCGCUUUGCCGCUCGGGAACAACUUCGAGGUGCUGAGCGUCCAGGGAGGCUGCUUCUACCAGUUCAGAGUCAUCGCUGUGAACGCUGCCGGCUGCGGCCUGCCCAGCGAGCCCUCCGACCCCGCGCUGUGCCGAGACCCCAUCUUGCCCCCCGGCCCCCCCACCCCGAAGGUGAUCGACUGGACCAAGUCCUCGGUGGAGCUGGAGUGGAUCCCGCCGCUGCUGGACGGAGGGUCGAAGGUCACCGGAUACAUCCUGGAGUUCAAGGAGAUGAACAAGGAGGAAGAGGAGAAGAAGGCACAGAGGAAGCUGCUGAUGCUGAGCAGCGACGAAGAGGAGAAGGAGCCGGAGGACGAAGGCUGGCAGAAGGCGAAGGACACGGAGGUCCGAGGCACUAAGUUCGUGGUGGCCGGGCUGACGGAGGGCGGGCUCUACAGAUUUAGGGUCAGCGCCGUGAACCCCGCAGGGCCUGGAGAACCGGGCCUGGUGACGGAGCUCAUCGAGCUCAGAGACAGAACCAUCCCCCCUGAGAUGGACCUGGACGCCUCGGUCAAAGAGAAGAUCGUGGUCCACGCCGGCGCCACCAUCCGGAUCAUCGCCUACGUGUCGGGGAAGCCGGCGCCGGAGAUCUCGUGGUGCCGCGAUGACGCAGAGGUUCCCAAGGAGGCGGCGGUGGAAAAGACCGGCAUCUCCAACUCUCUGGUGAUCAAAGACUGCAGGCGGCAGCACCAGGGCAUCUACACGCUGAGCGCCAAGAACGAGGGCGGAGAGAGGAAGAAGGCCGUCAUCGUGGAGGUCCUCGACGUCCCCGGUCCGGUGGGUCUCCCGUUCGCCGGAGAGAACCUGACCAGCGACUCGUGUAAACUCACCUGGUAUUCCCCGGAGGACGACGGCGGCUCGGCCGUCACCAACUACAUCAUCGAGAAGAGAGAGUCGGACCGGAUGGGCUGGACCUCGGUGUCGUACACCGUGACCCGGAACAACGCCGUGGUUCAGGGCCUUCUGGACGGGAAGGGGUACUUCUUCAGGAUCGCAGCCGAGAACAUCAUCGGGAUGGGACCCUUCACCGCGACGGAGCAGAUGGUGCUCAUCAAGGACCCCAUCUCGGUCCCUGAGCGCCCCGAGGAUCUCCAGAUCACGGGCGUCUCUAAGGAUUCUCUCUCCGUGUCCUGGCGCGCCCCGAAGUACGACGGCGGCUCCGAGGUGACAGAAUACGUUCUGGAGUCUCGGAUGGUCGGCCGCGACAGCUUCGUGCGGGUCGGCGCCGACACCAAGCUGCUGGACAGGAAGUUCACUCUGAGCGGACUGAAGGACGGCAGCAGCCAUGAGUUCAGGGUCGCUGCCGUCAACAAGGUGGGCCGCGGGAAGACCUCCUUCGCCACCAAACCUGUGCAGUGCAAGGACGAGAUCGUGCCGAAGCUGAUUGAGGGUCGUGACUACAUUGUGAGGAUCAUGGCUCAGAACAUGUACGGAGUCAGUGAACCUCUGCUGUCUGCAGAGUGCAAAGCUAGAGACAUCUUCAAGGUUCCUGACGCUCCCAAACAGCCGGCCAUCAAGGAAGUUUUCCAGGACUCCGCCCUGAUCAGCUGGGAGCCUCCGGCCGACGGAGGGAAGCCCAUCUCAGGGUACAUCGUGGAGAGGAAGGAGACCAAGGCCAACAGGUGGGUGCGCUGCAACACUGAGCGCAUCUUCCCGAAGGUGGAGUACUGCGUGACGGAGCUGCUGAAGGGCUGCGAGUACGAGUUCAGGGUCAGCGCCGAGAACGUGGUGGGAGCCGGAGACCCAAGCCCCGCCACCAAACCCGUGUUCGCUAAAAACCCCAUCGUGAAGCCCAGCCCCCCGCAGAAACUGGAGGUCAUCGACUUCACCAAAGAGUCCGUCACUCUGAGCUGGAAAGCCCCCGCAGACUGCGGCCGCGGGAAGAUCCUCGGAUACCUGCUGGAGUUCCAGAAGACCACCGACAACGAGUGGAGCAAGGUGAACCAGACCCCAGACUCGUGUCAGGAGACGCGCUUCAAGGUGAUCGAUCUGGAGGACGGCGUUCGCUACUUCUUCAGGGCGAUGGCAGUGAACGCCGCCGGAGAGUCAGACCCCGCCGAUCUGAGCGAACCGAUCCAAGUGCAGGACAGACUGGAGGCCCCAGAGCUCAUCCUGGACGCCGCGAUGACCCGCGAGGUGAAGGCACUCGCCGGCACCCACAUCGUUCUGAUGGCGACCAUUACGGGCGUCCCCUUCCCCUCCGUCACCUGGCAGAAGAACGAGGGUGAGGUGCCAACCCGCAUCGACAUCGACACCAACCAGACCGGCACCAAGCUGGAGAUGAGGUUCUGUCACCGCGGAGACUGCGGCGACUACACGCUGACCGUGGAGAACGCGGCCGGGUCCAAGACCGUCACCUGCACCGUGCUCGUGUUCGAUAAACCCGGUCCCAUCCAACACCUUCGGGUGUCGGACGUGCGCAGCGACUCGGCCUACCUGUCCUGGAAAGACCCCGAGGAUAACGGCGGCGUCCGCAUCACUAACUUCGUGGUGGAGAAGAAGGACGCGGCGGCCACCCAGUGGGUCCCGCUGUGCUCCACCUCCAAGAAGCGCAGCAUGAUGCUGAAGCACCUGAUGGAGGGAACCUCCUACAACUUCCGCGUGGCAGCCGAGAACCAGUACGGCCGAAGCGAAUACACGGAGACCAGUAAGGCCGUCAAGGCCAUGAACCCGCUCUUUCCCCCCGGUCCUCCCAAAGACCUGCACCACGACGACGUGGACAAGACAGAGGUGUGGUUGGUCUGGAACUGGCCUGACCGCAACGGAGGAAGUGACAUCACCGGCUUCCUGGUGGAGUACCAGGAGGAGGGAGAGAGGGAGUGGGACGAGUGGAAGACGGUGAGCAUCCCAGAGAGUCAUGUGACCGGCCUGGAGGAGGGCAAGACCUACCGCUUCAGAGUCCGGGCCGAGAACGCCAUCGGACUCAGCAGACCAGACACCACCUUGCCCAUCCUGUGCCAGGAGAAACUGGUUGCUCCCAUCCUGGAGGUUGACGUUAAGCUCACUGAAGGCAUCAUCGUGAAGGCCGGCACCACCAUCAGGCUGCCCGCCAUCAUGAGAGGAAUUCCUGUCCCCAUUGCCAAGUGGAUGGUGGAGGGAGAGGAGAUCACCAACGAGGGCAACGUCAAGAUCGAUACCGACAACUUCUCCACCGUGCUCAGCAUCAACGACUGCACCAGGAGCCACACCGGCUCCUACCUGCUCUCCGUGAGCAACCCAGCCGGAACCAAGUCCGCCGCCCUGAGCGUCACGGUGCUGGAUGUUCCCGCCGCUCCCAUCGGACCCGUCAACAUCCUGGAGGUCACUCCAGAUUCUAUGAUGAUUGAAUGGCGUCCUCCCAAGGAUGACGGUGGCAGUGCUGUCACCAACUACAUCGUGGAGAAGAGGGAGUCCAACAAGGAGACCUGGGGAGGGGUGAGCUCCGGCAGCCUCUCUACCAAAGUCAACAUCAACCGCCUCCAGAAGGGAGUGGAGUACGUGGUCCGCAUUCGUGCCCAGAACAAAAUGGGCGUUGGUGCUGCUCUGGAGAGCAAGCCCACUGUGGCCGAGCACACCUUCCUUCCUCCCAGCCCGCCAGGUACACCACAUGCCACUGAUGUCGCAGAGGACUCUGUCACAGUGGGCUGGACCAUGCCCCUGUCCGACGGAGGCAGCCAGAUCUCCGGAUACCUGAUCGAGCGCAGACACAAGGGAGGAAAGUGGAUCCGUGUGAACAGGACUCCCUGCAAAGACAUGAAGUACACAGUCCUUGGUCUGUUUGAAGGCAACGAGUAUGAGUUCAGAGUGUUUGCUGAGAAUAUCGCCGGCUACAGCAGCCCCUCUCCCACCUCUGAACUCUGCAAGCCCUGCAGACCCAUCACGGCCCCCGGCCCCCCUGUCAACCCCAAAGUUAAAGACUACAGCAAGGACACUGCCUACCUGGUGUGGACCAAACCCAACAAAGACGGAGGCAGUCCCAUCAUGGGCUACACCGUGGAAAUGAAGAAGGCUGACACUGAGGAUUGGCAAAAGGUGAACCUGGACGACUUCAUCAAGCAUUCCGCUUACACUGUGAAGGGUCUGGAGGAGGGAGCGACGUACAACUUCAGGAUCUUCGCCUCCAACAUGAUCGGAGAUGGCGAGCCCAAAGAGAUCCCGAAGUCCGUCACCGCUCAGGACAUCCUGAUCCCUCCAGAGAUCGAGAUGGACCUCUCCUGCCGCGAGCGCCUCACUGUGCGCAUCGGACACAACAUCAACAUGAUGGGCUACAUCAAGGCCCGCCCUGAGGCUGAGGUGCUUUGGUCGAAGGAGGAGGUGGUUCUGGAGAACAGCAAACGGGUCACCAUCACUCAGAACUUCCCUCUGGUCCACCUGAAGAUCAAGGAGGCCACAAGAGCAGACCAUGGUAAAUACGUCCUAAAGGCUUCCAAUGAAGGAGGCGAGGCUUCCUGCACCAUCACAGUCAAUGUGCUGGACAGACCCAGCCACUGCCAGAACCUGCACGUGACCUACGCCACCAAGGAUUCCUGCAUGCUGAACUGGGAGACGCCUGAAGACAACGGUGGAUCUGAAAUCACCAACUAUGUGGUGGAGUGCCGUGAGCCCAGCACCAGCAUGUGGUCCAUGAUCACAUCCCUCUGCACCAACCGCAAGAUCAAGGUCAAGCUGAUGGACGGCAAAGAGUACCUGUUCCGCGUCAGCGCCGUGAACAAGAUGGGCGCCGGUCCCACAACGGAGACCAAGACCCCUCUGCUGGCCAUCGACCCUAUCGAGAAUCCCGGAGAGCCUGAGAACUUCAGAGCCACGGACAUCGGUAAGAACUACGUCUAUCUGAGAUGGAGGAAGCCCGACUUUGAUGGCGGAAGCCCCAACAUUUCCUACAACCUGGAGUGCAAAUCCAAGGAUGCUGAGAACUGGGAGAAACUCAACACCACCACCCUCACUGACACCUUCUUCCUGGCUGACACGUGCAAAGAGAACCAGACCUACACCUUCAGGGUGCAGACCAUCAAUGAAGGAGGUGAAAGUGCUUGGGUGAAACUCGCUGAUAUUCUGGUAAAGGAGGAGAUCCUGAAGCCCGUCAUCGACCUGAAGUUGGCCGGUGUUCUGACGGUGAAGGUCGGAGAUUCUGUGAGGAUAGAGGCCGGCCUGAGAGGAAAACCUGCGCCGGAGGUCCAAUGGAUCAAAGAAAAGGCCGUCGGGGACAACCCCAGAAUCAGCUACGAGACCGGACCUGACUAUUCCAAGUUCCUUCUCACCAAGUCCAGACGCACGGACACCGGAAAGUUCAUCAUCACCGCCACCAACGUGGCCGGCACCUUCACGGCGUACGCUAACAUCAACGUCCUAGACGUCCCGGGCCCAGUGAGGAACCUCAGGGUCACCGGCAUCGGGGCCGACAAGUGCAGAGUGGUGUGGGACCCUCCGGAGGACGAGGGAGGCUGCGAGGUGGACAGCUACAUCCUGGAGAAAUGCGAGACCAGGAGGAUGGUUUGGUCCACGUACUCCGCCUCGGUGGUCACACCAUACUGCAACGUGAUCCGUCUAGUGGAGGGUAACGAGUACAUAUUUAGAGUGAAGGCAGAGAACAAGAUGGGCACUGGCCCCGCCAUGGAGAGCAAGCCUGUCACCGUCAAGACUCAGUUCAACAAACCUGGGCCCCCAGAAGCCCCCGACGUCACCAAGGUCAGUAAAGAAGAGAUGACCGUUGUCUGGGCUCCCCCCGAGAACGACGGAGGAAAGUCCAUCACCGGCUACAUCCUGGAGAGGAAGGAGAAGAGAGCCGUCCGCUGGGUGCCGUGCACCAAGAGCCCCAUCUCUGAGAGACGCAUGAAGCUCACCAACCUGAUCCCCAACCACGAGUACCAGUUCAGGGUGAAGGCCGAGAACGAGGUGGGCCUGGGAGAACCCAGCAAGGCCUGCAGACCCGUCGGAGCCAAAGAUCCCAUCGAGCCCCCUGGUCCCCCUGCUUUCCUGAAGGUGGGUGACAGCACAAAGAACUCCAUCACCCUGACCUGGUCCAAACCAGUGUACGACGGUGGUGCUCCCAUCAUCAACUACAGCCUGGACCUCAGGCUGAAGACCGAUGUGGACCCCGAGAACCCCUCGGUGGGCUGGAAGAGGAUCGACACCAACGGCCCGCUGGUGCUCACAGAGUUCACCAUCGGACAGCUGGACGAGAAGCUAGAGUACGACUUCAAGGUGUCCGCCCAGAACCAGAUGGGCUGGGGACGCCACGCCUACCUUAAGGAAUCCGUGUCCCCCAAGGAGAUCAUUGAGGCUCCAGAGAUCGACCUGGAUGCCAGUCUGAGGAAGGGUCUGUCUGUGAGGGCCGGCUGCCCCAUCAGGCUCUUCGCCGUCGUCAGAGGACGACCCUCACCUAAGGUCACGUGGAAACGCCUCGGCGUGGACAACGUGAUCCGCCGUGGACACGUGGACCAGGUGGACAGCAUGUCCUUCCUCGUCAUCCCCGAAAGCACCAGAGAGGAUUCUGGGAGAUACUCGCUGACUCUGUCCAACUCGGCCGGAGAGAAGGCCGUGUACGUCCGCGUCAAAGUCCUCGACACCCCCGGCCCUGUUGGCGGCCUGGAGGCAACGAACAUCACGAAGACAAGCGCGCAGCUGUCAUGGCUGCCGCCCGAUAACGACGGCGGAAGCCAGAUCCUGAACUACAUCGUGGAGAAGCGCGAGGUGGACCGGAAGACGUGGAACAAGUGCAUCGAGGACCUGAGGAAGACCAGCUUCAAGGUGUCCAACAUGAUGCCCGGCAUCGAGUACUACUUCAGAGUCACCGCCUGCAACCAGUACGGCAUCGGAGUCCCGCAGGACUCGCCCAAAUCCUACCUGGCCGUCGACCCCAUCAGUGAGCCAGACCCCCCGAAGAAGAUGGACGUGUUGGACAUCACGAAGAACAGCGCCACGCUGGGCUGGCUGAAGCCGCUCAGAGACGGCGGGGCCAAGAUCAACGGCUACGUGGUGGACUACCAGGAGGAGGGCGCCGCAGAGGACAAGUGGACGCCGUACUCCGUGGUGAAAGACAUGAGCAUUGUGGUGGUGGGCCUGAAGGAGAACACCAAGUACAAGUUCAGGGUCGCUGCCAGGAACUCAGUGGGGGUCAGUCUGGCCCGCGAGGCCGAAGGGAUCUUCGAGGUCAAAGAGCAGCUCAUGGCUCCGAAGGUGAUGACUCCGGACAUCGUGUCGGUGCGAGCCGGAUCUAAGAUGGUUCUGGAGGCCAUCGUGGCCGGGAAGCCCGCUCCCUUCUGUAAGUGGAAGCAGGGCAACGAGGACGUGCUGACCUCCGACCGCCUGUCCGUGGUGAAGACGCUCACCAGCUGCACCCUCAUCACCAAGAACGUGAAGCGGGAGGACAGCGGCUACUACAGCCUGUCCGCAGAGAACAGCAGCGGCAGGGUCAACCAGAUCAUCAAGGUCACCGUCAUGGAUAUCCCCGGGCCCCCCGAGGCCCCCCUGGAGGUGACGGAGGUGGAUGUGGACGGAUGCACCCUGCUUUGGGGGUCGCCCCAGGAGGACGGAGGCAGCAACAUCACCAACUACAUCGUGGAGAAGUGUGACGUGAGCCAGGGAGACUGGACCAUGCUCACCUCCUCCUGCACCAAGACCAGCUUCAAGGUGCCCAAGCUGUGUCUGGGCAAAGAGUACGGCUUCAGGGUCCGCGCAGAGAACAGGUUCGGCGUCUCAGCGCCCAUCUACUCCGAGAAGAUGAUCGCCAGGUGUCCGUUCGACCCCCCCAGCGAGCCCCUGAAUCUGCAGAUCAACAGGAUCAACAAGGACUACGUCAUCCUGUCCUGGGAGCGCCCCAGCAGCGAUGGAGGCUCCCCUCUGACAGGGUUCGUCAUCGAGAAGAAGGAGCGUAACAGCCUGCUGUGGAUGAGGGCCAACGAGUCGUUGGUGAAGGCCACGCAGUACACGUGCACCGGGCUGAUGGAGGGCGUGGAGUACAUCUUCAGGGUGGCCGCGCUCAACUUGGCCGGACAGGGGAAACCCUGCAAGCAGACCGACAUCAUCAUCGCCAGGACCGCCAUCGACCCCCCCGGUAAGCCCGAGGUGAUGGACGUGACGAAGCACUCGGUGUCUCUGGUGUGGAGCCGCCCGACGAACGACGGCGGCAGCAAGCUGAUCGGAUACUACAUGGAGUACAUGAAGCUGCCGGAGGAGAAGUGGACGCGCUGCAACGCCAACUGCAUGAACAUCCAAUCAGAGAGCUACACGGUGAGCGGGCUGGACGAGGGCCAGCAGUACCAGUUCAGGGUUAUCGCCAGGACCGCCAUCAACACCAGCCUGCCCUCCGAGCUGUCGGACAAGAUCCCCGUCAUCGCAGAGCACGUCUCCCCCCGCGUGGACCUGGGUCUGGAUAUGAAGAACCUGAUCGUGGUGAAGGCCGGAGAGAACGUGUCCAUGGAUGCUGAGGUGUUCGGCAAACCAAUGCCCAAAGUGACCUGGAUGAAGGACAGCGCUGUGGUGCACGUGGAGGGCAUGAAGCUGAGCCAGAAGAAGCACCACUACAUGCUGGACCUGUUUUGCGUCACCAGGAAAGAGUCCGGUGACUACAGCAUCCACGCAGAGAACCCCAGCGGGUCCAAGUACGCCACCAUCAAGGUCAAGGUGCUCGAUAAACCCGGCCCCCCCGCCUCGGUGAAGAUCGCCAAGGUGUUCUGUGACCGUGUGAAGCUGCGCUGGGAACCCCCCAUCGCUGACGGAGGAUCAGAGAUCACAAACUACAUCAUCGAGAAGAGAGAGACCAGCAGAGCCAACUGGGCUCUGGUGAGCUCCAACAUCCACGGACACAUCACGGACUCUCUGGUGGAGAAACUCAUCGAGGGCCACGAGUACGAGUUCAGGGUCAGCGCGGAGAACCAGUACGGGGUGGGAGACGCCAUCAUGACCGACCCCGUCAUGGUGAAGAACCCCUACGAUGUCCCUGGGCCCUGCGAGCCGCCCGUCAUCACCAACAUCACCAAGGACUCCAUGACGGUGAGCUGGAAGGCGCCAGCAAACGACGGCCGCGCCUCCAUCCUGGGCUACAUGGUGGAGAGGCGCGAGGCCACAGAGCUGGCCUGGGCCAAGGUCAACCGACGACCCGUCAUCGACCGCUCCAUCAAGGCGGUGCAGCUGAGCGAAGGGUCCGAGUACGAGUUCAGAGUCAUCGCGCUCAACAAGGCGGGGCCGGGGAAACCCAGCGACGCCUCCAACGCCGCGCUGGCCGUAGACCCCGUCUACCCCCCUGGUCCUCCUGCCUUCCCGAAGGUGGUGGACUCGACCCGCUCCUCCGUCAGCCUCAGCUGGUCCAAGCCGGCGUACGAUGGCGGCUGCGAGAUCAUCGGCUACCUGGUGGAGUGUAAGCGUGUGGACGGAGAACACUGGAACAAGUGCAACAUCCCCAAGAAGCUGCAGGAGACGCGCUUCCUGGCGACCGGACUGAUGGAUGACGCGGAGUACCAGUUCAGGGUCAUCGCCGUCAACAAGAUCGGCUUCAGCGAGCCCAGCGAGGUCCCCGGGAACCACACGCCCAAAGACAUCCUGAUCGCCCCUGAGGCGGAGCUGGAUGCUGACCUGAGGAAGGCUCUGGUCCUGAGGGCGGGGGUCACCAUGAGGGUCUACGUCCCUCUGAGGGGCCGCCCGGCACCCAAAGUGACGUGGUCCAAGGCGGACGCCAACCUGAAGGACCGGCAGGUUCUGAUCAAGACGUCGGAGUGGGACACGCUGCUGAUGAUCGAGGACGUGAACAGAUACGACGCCGGGAAGUACAUCCUGACUCUGGAGAACAGCAGCGGCUCCAAGAGCUACACCAUCGUGGUCAAAGUGCUCGAUUCCCCCAGCCCCCCCCUGAACCUGACAGUGAAGGAGACUUCAAAGACCCACGUCUCCAUCACCUGGGACGCCCCCCUGCUGGACGGCGGCUCCCCGGUGAAGAGCUACGUGGUGGAGAAGCGUCUGGCGGACAGGAAGGCCUGGACCUGCGUGGCCCCCACCUGCCACAAGAUCUCCUACAGGGUGACGGGCCUGGAGGAGGGGCAGGCGUACUGCUUCAGGGUGCUGGCCGAGAACGCGUACGGCAUCGGGGAGGGCUGCGAGACCGCCGGCAGCGUGCGGGCCUCAGAGCAACCGGGCCCCGUGGCGGAGUUCAAGGCCACAAAGACCACGAAGGACUGCAUCGUGCUGGCCUGGAAGAAACCGCUGGUCGACGGCGGCAGCUUCGUCACGUCUUACAUCCUGGAGCAGAGCGAGGGCGAGGACAAGUGGACGGAGAUCCUGAAGGGCAAGACCACCUCCCACACCAUGGGGGGGCUCACCGAGGGCACCGAGUACCUGUUCAGGGUCAAGGCCCUCAACCAGUCUGGGGAGGGACCGCCAUGCGAGCUCACCGUUAUCGCCAAGGACCAGUUCGUGCUGCCUGACUGCAACCUGAGUGCCCUGCAUGACGGCUGCUGCGUGGUGAAGGAGGGCAGCACCACCCGCAUCAACAUCCCGCUCAUCGGCACCCCCAUCCCCACCGUCACCUGGAAGAAGGGCGACACAGGGAUCGGCGACACCGGCAGGAUGUGUGUGGAGUCGUCUACGGGCGUCACCACGCUGCUGAUCAGAGACUGCCAGAGAGGAGACGCCGAGACCUACAAAAUCUACGUCCGCAACAACGCCGGCUCCAAGGAGUGCAAGUUCACCGUGAAGGUGGUGGGCAAACCCGGCAUCUGCACCGGACCCAUCAAGUUCGACGAGAUCACGGCCGACGGCAUCACGCUGGAGUGGGGCCCGCCCACAGAUGAUGGUGGCGCGGAGGUGUCCAACUACAUCGUGGAGAAGAGAAGGACCACGGACAACAAGUGGGCCACGGUUGCAUCCGCUAUUCAGAAGACCAGCAUGAGGGUGAUCCGGCUGCACGACGGCGCGGAGUACAUCUUCAGAGUGUUCGCAGAGAACAAGUACGGGGUGGGCGAGUGCCUGAGGUCCGAGCCCGUCAUCGCACAGCAUCCCUUCAAUGUGCCCGAGGCUCCUGCUCCUCCAGUAAUAGCAGAAAUUCGCCAUGAGAUGGCCAUGUUGACCUGGAUGGAUCCAAAGGAAACCGGUGGAUCCCCAAUUACUGGGUUCCACGUGGAGUUUAAGGAGAGGAACAGCCUGAUGUGGAAGCGAGCGACGAAGACUCCUCUGAGACUGAGGGACUGCAGAGUCACCGGCCUGAUCGAAGGACUGGAGUACGAGUUCAGAGUGAUGGCCAUGAACAUGGCCGGCCUCGGCAGACCAAGCAGGGUCACAGAGGCUGUGGUUGCCCUUGAUCCUAUUGAUCCUCCUGGUAAGCCUGAAGUGAUCAGCAUCACCAGGAACACGGUCACUCUCAUGUGGACCGCUCCCAAAUAUGAUGGCGGCCACAAGUUGACCGGCUACAUGGUGGAGAAGUUAGAGGCUGGCGGCAAGGCCUGGUUGAAGGCCAAUCACGUCAACAUCCAGGGCUGUGCCUUCACCGUCACCGACCUGACGGAGGGAGCUCAGUAUCAGUUCUUGGUCAAGGCCAAGAACUCUGCUGGAGCUAUCAGUGUUCCUUCAGAGACCACUGAGCUCGUGGCUUGCAGGGAUGAAUACGAGCCCCCGACCAUCACUAUUGACCCGGACAUGAAGGACGGCGUUUCAGUGAAGGCAGGGGACACCAUCGUGAUCAGAGCCUCCAAGAUUUUGGGCAAACCUCUCCCCACUUCUGCGUGGUCCAAGGGAGGCCGUGAGUUUAAGAGCUCUGAGAUCGUCUCCAUCACCACAACCCCCACCUCCUCCACUCUGUCAAUCAAGUACGCCAGCCGGAAGAACACCGGAGAGUACACCAUCACCGCCAGCAACCCCUUCGGCAUUAAGGAAGAACGCGUGAAGGUGAAGGUCCUCGACGUGCCCGGACCUCCAGGCCCCAUUGAAGCCAGUAACAUUUCCGCUGAGAAGUGCACUCUGACCUGGCUGCCACCAGACGAGGACGGAGGCUUCUCCAUCAAGUCCUACACCCUGGAGAAGAGAGAGACCAGCCGCCUGCAGUGGACCAAGCUAGCAGAAAACAUCAUGGACUGCAGACAUAUAGCUGCCAAACUGAUCAAAGGCAACGAGUACAUCUUUAGAGUGUGUGCCGUGAACCAGAUUGGCACUGGUGACGCCAACCAAUCUGGUCCAGUAAAAAUGAUUGACAGCUUCCGUGCACCAGGACCACCCUCAAUCCCAGAGGUUGAUAACAUCAGUAGGAAUGCUGUCACCAUUUCAUGGAGGAGACCAGUACAAGACGGUGGAAGUGACAUUAGAGGAUAUAGUGUAGAGAGGAAAGAGAGGAAAGGAAUGAGAUGGGUGAGGGCCUCCAAGAGGACAGUCCCUGACCUGCGUUUUAAGGUGCAAGGCCUGACUGAAGGAGUAGAGUAUGAGUUUAGAGUGACUGCAGAGAACAAGGCUGGAUUUGGGGAGCCAAGUGAGCCAUCGGCAUCUGUGAUGACCAAAGACAUUGUCUAUCCCCCUGGACCUCCAUCCAACGCCAGACUCAUAGACACCACAAAAACCACAGCUUCCUUAGCCUGGGGCAAACCCCACUAUGAUGGCGGUCUUGAAGUAGAUGGAUAUACUGUUGAGUACAAAAAGGAAGGUCAUGAUGACUGGGAGGUAGAGACACCGUAUCCAGUGAAAGUUACAGAAUACGUUAUUGGCAAACUUCAGAAAGGAGGGAAAUACUACUUCAGGAUUAUCGCUGUAAACUCAGAGGGAGUUGGUGAGCCUGCAGAGAUUGAGAACGUGACUGAACUGGUGGACCAAGAGUCGCUGCCAGACUUUGAGCUGGAUGCUGAAUGCAGGAGAACCCUGGUGGUCAGAUGCCGUGCUUCAAUCCGGUUGUUUGUACCAAUUAGAGGUCGUCCCGUUCCUGAAGUAACCUGGAGCAAAGAUGAUAGCAACCUGAAACAACGUGCACACAUCGACACCACAGAGUCCUACACCCUCCUGGUUGUUCCUGAGUGCACCAGAUACGAUGCUGGAAAGUACAACCUUUGCCUUGAGAAUGUUGCCGGAAAGAAGACAGGCUUUGUUAAUGUGAAGGUUUUGGACACACCAGGACCACCAGUUAACGUCAUACCUAGAGAGAUCACUAAGAACAGCAUCACCCUCCAGUGGGAAAUCCCCAUUAUCGAUGGUGGUUCUAAGAUCCAUAGAUACGUUAUUGAAAAGAGAGCGGCCACCAAGAAGGCCUACACAGUGCUCAGCACUACGUGGCAGAAGUGUUCCUUCAAGUUUACAGACCUUGAGGAGGGAGCAUACUACUACUUCCGUAUCUCUGCUGAGAAUGACCUGGGCAUAGGCGAACCCGCUGAAUCCCCUGAGCCAAUCAGGGUGUCCCAGUCCCCCUCUGCACCAGAGAACUUGUACGUCACUGAUGUGACAGCUGACAGCGCCAGCCUGUCAUGGACCAAACCCCUGCACGAUGGUGGCAGCUUGAUCACUGGAUACGUUAUUGAAUCCCAGAAGAAAGAUGGGGAGUGGGUCCAUUCAGCCGCCAUCAAGGCACUGGAUUACACUGUCACAGAUCUGGUCGAGGGUGCAGAAUAUACAUUCCGCAUUAUGGCCGUCAAUGCAUCAGGCAGGAGCGACCCACGUGAGAGCAGGCCUGCCAUUAUCAAAGAGCAGACUUCAGCUCCUUCCUUUGACCUGCGUGGAAUCUACCAGAAGACGGUCAUUGCCAAGGCAAGGGACCGCCUCAAGGUGGAGAUUCCUGUUCUUGGCAAACCCAGACCUGUGGUUUCCUGGAAGAAGGGACAAAUAGCGCUCAAGGAGACACAAAGAAUCAACGUUGAAACCACACCAACAUUAACUAUCCUGAACAUCGGUGAGAUCAAGAGGAGCGAUGGAGGCCCGUAUUCCGUGACUGGAAAGAACAUGCUGGGUACAGUGACUGAGACAAUCACAGUCCUGGUCCACGACAUUCCCGGUCCUCCCACUGGACCCAUCAAGCUGGAGGAAGUCUCAUGUGAUUAUGUUCUCAUGUCCUGGGAGGCACCAGAGAAUGACGGAGGUGUUCCUAUCAACAACUAUAUUGUUGAAAUGAGGGACACUACUGGUACUUCCUGGAUGGAGCUGGCAGCAACAGUUAUCCGCACCACAUUCAAGGCAGCCAAACUCAACACUGGAACAACAUAUCAGUUCCGUGUCAAGGCCCAGAACAGAUAUGGCAUUGGACCAUGCAUUGUCUCUGAGCAAGUGGUUGCUGCCUAUCCAUUUGAUGUGCCAGGCCAGCCAGGCACUCCUGUGGUCACAUCUUUCAACAAGGAUGCAAUGACUCUGAGCUGGAAUGAGCCUUCCUCUGAUGGAGGCAGUGUCCUCAUUGGCUAUCAUGUCGACAGAAAAGAGAAAAACAGCAUUCUGUGGCAGAGGAUUAGCAAAGGUCCUGUUGUUGGAAAUAUCUUCAAAUCAACCGGACUUGUUGAUGGAAUUGCAUAUGAACAUCGUGUUACUGCUGAAAACAUGGCCGGUCUCAGCAAACCAAGCAAACCCUGUGAAGCUGUGUAUGCUUUGGACCCAGUCGACCCACCAGGCAGACCUGUGGCACUGAAUGUCACCAGACAUGAGGUGACUGUGUCAUGGACCAGACCGGAGGGAGAUGGUGGAUUCUCCAUCACUGGAUACACAGUAGAGAAGAGAGAGAUGCCCAACGGACGCUGGCUCAAAGCCAACUUCAACAACAUCCUAGAAACCAUCUACACUGUCAGUGGUCUGAUUGAAGAUGCUACUUAUGAGUUCCGUGUGUUUGCCAGAAAUUCAGCUGGUGCUCUUAGUGCUCCAUCCCAGUCAUCGGAGGCAAUUACAUGCAGAGAUGACCUGGAAGAACCCAGGCUUGAUGUUGACUCAUCGUAUAGCAGCACUAUUGUUGUUAUGGCAGGAGAGUUGUUCAAGCUGGAGGCCAAUGUUACUGGCAGGCCACUUCCAUCUCUGGUAUGGACCAAGGAAGGAAAGGAGCUUUUGGAUACAGGCAAGCUGGAGAUAAAGUCAACUGAUUUCCACACAGUUCUUACAAACAAAGAUUCCCUGAGGAAGGACGGAGGUGUCUUUAUUCUGACUGCCAGCAAUCCUGCAGGCUUUGCCAAGUUCACCUUCAAUGUCAAGGUGCUGGACAGACCCGGACCACCAGACUCCCUCACUGUUACUGACGUCACUGCUGAGAAAUGUGUCCUUAACUGGCUGCAUCCAUCACAUGAUGGCGGCGCCAAGAUCGAGUACUUUGUCAUACAGAGGCGAGAGACAAGUAGGUUGGCAUGGACAAAUGUGGCCACGGAACUUCAGGCAAACAGGUUCAAGGUCACUAAGCUUCUGAAGGGCAAUGAAUAUGUCUUCAGAGUCAUGGCUGUUAACAAAUAUGGCGUGGGUGAGCCCCUGGAGUCUCAAGCUAUCAUCUGCACCAACCCCUAUGUCCCCAGCGACCCCCCACAGCAGCCUGAAGUCACCACCAUUACAAGGGACUCCAUGGUCGUCUGCUGGGAACGCCCUGAACACGAUGGAGGCAGCGGAUUGAACACCUACAUUAUUGAGAGAAGGGAUAAGACUGGCAUGCGCUGGGUGAAAUGCAAUAAGAGGACUGUCACUGACCUGCGUUUCAAGGCCUCGGGCCUCACACCAGGACAUGAAUAUGAAUUCAGAGUUUUUGCAGAAAAUAAUGCUGGUCUAAGUCAGCCUAGUCCCUCCAGUCCAUUUUACAAAGCCGAAGACACCAUUUUCCAGCCUGGACCUCCAGGGAACCCAAGAGUGCUGGACACAACCAAAUCAUCCAUCACCCUUGCCUGGAACAAGCCUGUAUAUGAUGGUGGUUCUGAAAUCACUGGUUACAUUGUGGAGACCUGCCUGCCUGAGGAGGAUGAGUGGACAAUACACACUCCCAAGAAGGGAUGGACAGCCACUUCCUUCACUAUUAUCAACUUGAAGGAAAACCAAGACUACAAAAUAAACAUAUGUGCCACUAAUUGUGAGGGAGUUGGAGAGCCCGCUGCUGUUCCUGGAACCCCCAAGGCUGAAGACAGACUGCUUGCUCCAGAGAUUGAACUAGGAGCAGAGCUGCGUAAGGUUGUUGCCAUCAGAGCCUGUAGCACACUCAGACUCUUUGUUCCUAUUAAGGGCAGACCUGUGCCUGAAGUUAAAUGGUCGAGGGAGCAUGGAGAAUCCCUGGACAAAGCCAUCAUUGAAAUCACCUCAUCAUUCACUACUCUUCAGGUAGAAAAUGUUGACAGGUUUGAUGCAGGCAAAUACCUGGUAACUGUAGAGAAUGCCUCAGGAAGCAAAACAGCCUAUGUUAAUGUCAGGGUGCUCGACACUCCUGGAGCCGCUCAGAAUCUGAUCGUCAAAGAGAUCACUAGAGAUUCAGUUUCCCUCGUUUGGGAUGCACCACUCAUUGAUGGUGGCUCCAGAGUUCGCAACUACAUUGUGGAGAAGCGUGAGUCAAACAGAAAGGCCUACUCAACAGUCUGUGCUAGCUGUCAUAAGUCUAGUUGGAAAAUAGGAGACCUUGAGGAAGGAAAGAUGUACUUCUUCAGAAUCCUGGCUGAGAACGAAUACGGCGUUGGCCUCCCAGUGGAGACUGUUGAACCACUUAAAGUGUCAGAGAAGCCUCUUCCACCAGGCAAAGUUACCCUUCUUGAAGUUACCAGCUCCAGCGUCUCACUAUCUUGGGAAAAACCUGACCACGACGGUGGCAGCAGAAUCUCAGGCUAUAUUGUUGAGAUGCAGGGUAAAGGCAGUGAGAAGUGGACCCAGGUCAUGGUGGUAAAGACCGCUUCGGCUGUUGUAACUGGCCUCACACGGGGAGAGGAGUAUAUGUUCCGCAUCUCAGCCACUAAUGAAAAGGGAGUAAGUGACCCACGUCCUCUUAGUGUGCCUGUGGUGGCUAAAGACCUAGUUAUCACACCAACCUUCAAAAUGGUGUUCACCACAUACAGUGUGCUAGCAGGAGAUGAUCUGAAGAUAGAUGUACCAUAUGCUGCAUGUCCCAAGGCUACAGCAACUUGGCUCAAAGAUGGCAUUGCUCUUAAGGAGACAACAAGAGUUAAUGCUGAAGCAUCAGACAAAAACCUUCACCUGGUUAUCAAGGAGGCUUGCAGAGAUGAUGUGGGCACAUACACUAUCAAACUGAUCAACGCUGUUGGAGACGCAUCCGCAGACAUCAGUGUAGUUGUUCUAGAUAAGCCUGGUCCACCAACCGGCCCAAUUAAGCUGGAUGAAGUCACUGCUGACAGCGUGGUCCUGUCCUGGAAUCAACCAGAGUAUGACGGUGGUUGUGCCAUCAACAAUUACGUUGUUGAGAAGAGAGAUACAUCUACCACAAACUGGCAGAUUGUGUCAGCAACUGUGGCCAGAACCACUAUCAAGGCAGCCCGUCUGAAGACUGGAAUUGAGUAUCAGUUCAGGAUUGCUGCAGAGAACAGAUAUGGCAAGUCCUCAGUCCUGCUCUCUGAGACAAUUGUUGCUCAGUAUCCAUUUGAAUUGCCAAGCCAACCAAGUUCUGUUGAGGUCCAGUCAGCCACCAAGGAGAGCAUGGUGGUUGUAUGGGAAAAACCCAGCACUGAUGGUGGAAGCAAAAUUCUGGGCUACCACUUGGAACUCAAAGAGAGAAACAGUUUAAUGUGGGUGAAACAGAACAAACAAAUAAUCCCAGACACCAGAUAUAAGGCCGUUGGUCUUGAGGAAGGUAUUGAGUAUGAAUUCAGAAUCUAUGCCGAGAACAUUGUUGGCCUCAGCAAAGCCAGCAAACUGAGUGAAAUGCAAGUGGCAAGAGAUCCUUGUGACAGACCAGGAAAACCAGAGGCUGUCAUUGUAACAAGAAGCCAAGUGACACUCAGAUGGACAAAACCUGAGUAUGAUGGUGGCAUCAUGAUCACAGGCUAUGUGGUUGAGAAGAAGGAAGGAUCUGGCCGCUGGAUGAAGGCCAGUUUCGCCAACGUCAUUGACACACAAUUUGUUGUCACAGGACUUACUGAAGAUCAGGUUUAUGACUUCCGUGUCAUCGCCAGGAAUUCAGCAGGUGUCUUCAGCAAGCCCUCUGAUACUACUGGGGAAAUUACUGCCAGGGAUGAGGUUGAUCCACCCAAGAUCGAAUUAGAAUCUAAAUACUCCCAGGCUGUGGUUGUAAAUGCUGGCGAGACAUUCAGUCUUGAGGCUGCCAUCUAUGGCAAACCUGUGCCCACAUUGACCUGGCUAAAGGAAGGUAAAAAGAUGGCUGAAGCAGCACGCCUAGAGCUCAAGAACACAGACUUUAAAGCUCACUUAACUGUGAAAGAAGCAAUCCGUGUUGAUGGAGGUCAGUACACCUUGCUGGUAAAAAAUGUUGGAGGCGAGAAAUCAGUAAACAUCAAUGUCAAGGUCCUGGACAGACCAGGUCCACCUGAUGGCCCUAUCUCCAUCUAUGGGGUCACCAAUGAGAAAUGCAGCAUUGCCUGGAAAUCUCCUCUCCAAGAUGGAGGAAGCGAUAUCUCCCAUUACAUUGUUGAGAGGAGGGAAACCAGCAGACUGGUUUGGACAGCAGUUGAACAAAAAGUUCAGACACUGAACCUGAAAAUCACAAAACUACUUCCUGGUAACGAGUACAUCUUUAGAGUGAUUCCAGUCAACAAAUAUGGAGUUGGUGAGCCUCUGGAAUCUGAAGCCAUGAUUGCCAAAAAUCCAUUUGUCACUCCCAAUGCGCCAAAAGAGGUAGAAGUCUCCACAAUCACCAAAGACUCUAUGGUGGUGACCUGGGAGAGACCAACUAGUGAUGGUGGAAACUCUAUCCAGGGAUACGUUGUUGAGAAACGUGACAAGGAUGGUGUGAGAUGGACCAGAUGCAACAAGCGUACAGUUAGUGAGCUCCGCUUUAGAGUAACAGGGUUGCUUGAAAACCACAGCUAUGAAUUCAGAGUUUCUGCUGAAAAUGCUGGAGGUGUUGGCACACCUAGUGAACCAACAGUGUAUUACAAGGCAUUGGAUCCGAUCUUCAAAGCAGGCCCACCAAACAACCCCAAGGUGAUGGACACAUCCAGGUCCACUGUCUCCCUGACAUGGGGUAAACCUAUCUAUGAUGGUGGCUGUGAGAUUCAGGCAUACAUUGUUGAGGCCUGCAAUCAAAUAUCCGAUGAGUGGGUUAUGUGCACUCCUCCAACUGGAAUCACAGAAACUAAGUUCACAGUAAAAAAGCUUCUGGAGAAGCACGAAUACACAUUCAGAGUGUGUGCUAUCAACAAAGUUGGAGUUGGGGAGCAUGCUGACGUUCCAGGGAAAAUUCUUCUGGAGGAGAAGCUUGAAGCUCCUGAUCUUGACCUUGAUACUGAUAUGAGAAAGAUGAUCAACAUAAGAUCAGCAAGCACUCUCAGGCUGUUCGUUCCUGUGAGAGGUCGUCCAGCUCCUGAGGUGAAAUGGGGCAAGGCUGAGGGCGAGAUUAAGGAGACUGCCAUGAUUGACAAUACAGGCAACUAUGCUUCACUUGUCAUUGAUAAUGUUGACAGAUUUGAUACUGGCAAGUACACACUGACUGCAGAAAAUGCCAGUGGAGUGAAGUCAGUAUUCAUUAGUGUCAGAGUCCUGGACUCACCUGGUCCACCAGCUAACUUCAUGGUGAAAGAGAUUACCAAGAAUUCUGUUACUCUCACCUGGGAGCCUCCAAUUCUGGAUGGUGGUUCAAAGGUUAAGCACUAUCUUGUUGAGAAGCGUGAGAGCACCAGGAAAGUCUAUUCUACCAUCACAACCUGCAACAAGAUGACCUGGAAAGUUGAGCCACUUCCAGAGGGUGGAAUCUUCUUCUUCAGAGUCGUGGCUGAGAAUGAAUAUGGUGUGGGUCUCCCUGCUAAAACUAUAGAGCCAGUUAAGAUAUCCGAGAAGCCUCAGCCCCCUGGUAAAGUCAGUGUUGUUGAUGUCACUUCUAAAACUGUAACUCUCACCUGGGAGAAGCCUGAACAUGACGGUGGCAGUAGAAUCAGCUACUAUGAAGUCGAAAUGUCAGCUAAGGAUAGUGAAGCUUGGUCUCUGUGUGCUAGUGGAAAGUCACUGGAGACUGUAGUAACAAACCUUCGCAAGGGAGAGGAGUACAUGUUUAGAGUGAUUGCCGUAAAUGACAAGGGCAAAAGUGAUGCCAGACAACUGGCUCAGACUGUUUUAGCUAAGGACCUUGUGAUUGAGCCUUCUGUUAGACCCAAAAUGAGCACCUACAGUGUCCAGGUGGGUUAUGACCUCAAGAUAGAGGUCCCAACUGCUGGUCACCCAAAGCCUACCAUCACUUGGACCAAGGAUGGAGCAGCCCUUAAGCAGACCACCAGAGUCAAUAUCACUGACUCUGCACGCACCACCACUCUCACCAUAAAAGAUGCAACAAGGGAUGAUGGAGGCAUGUACAGCAUCAAUAUUGCCAAUGCCAUGGCUUCCAAGGAUGCCACUAUUGAAGUGAUAACCCUGGACAAACCUGGCCCAGCAACAGGCCCUGUAAAAUUGGAGGAUGUCAGUGCUGAGAGUUUAACUCUGACCUGGGAACCUCCUACAUAUACAGGUGGCUGCCCAAUCUCCAACUAUGUGGUUGAGAAGAGAGACACAACCACAACCAACUGGGUUGUUGUUUCAGCAACUGUGGCCAGAACGAGUCUAAAAGUGGCCAAUCUGAAAACAGGCAGUGAAUAUCAGUUCCGAAUCUAUGCUGAGAAUAAAUAUGGAAAGAGCUAUGCAAUUGAUUCAGAGCCUGUUUUGGCACAGUAUCCGUUCCAGGAGCCUGGACCACCAGGAACACCAUUUGUGUCUUUGUACUCUAAAGACUUUAUGGUGGUUGAGUGGCACAAACCUCCAACUGAUGGAGGCAGUGCCAUCUUGGGAUACCAUCUGGAGAGAAAGGAGAAGAACAGCAUUCUUUGGACCAAGAUCAACAAAAUGCUAAUCCAAGACUGCAGGUACAAAUCUACUCCUCUUGAAGAAGGCAUUGAGUAUGAGUACAGAGUCUAUGCUGAGAAUAUUGUUGGCAUUGGAAAAUGCAGCAAAGUCUCUGAGGUUUAUGUAGCUCGUGACCCAUGUUAUCCUCCUGGCCGCCCUGAGGCUGUGAUUGUGACCAGGCACUCAGUGAAGCUGAGGUGGACAGCUCCAGAGUAUAAUGGCGGAAGCUUAAUUACUGGCUACGUAGUGGAGAAGCGUGACCUUCCCGAAGGAAAGUGGAUGAAGGCCAGCUUUGCAAACGUCCUUGACUACGAAUUUACAGUUAGUGGCCUGACAGAAGACAACAAAUAUGAUUUCAGAAUAAUUGCAAGGAAUGGAGCUGGUGCUAUCAGCAAGCCCUCUGAAAGCACGGGAUCCAUCACAGCCAAGGAUGAAGUCGACCCACCCAAGUAUGAGACUGAUUCUAUGUACAACCAGACAAUUGUUAUCAAUGCUGGAGAGAAUUUCAAUCUGGAGGCAAGUGUUGGAGGAAAGCCCAUCCCCACAGCUCAGUGGUUCAAGGGAUCUGUUGAAGUUGAAAACUCAUCAAGAGCUGAGAUCAAAAACACAGACUUUAAGGCUUUGCUUGCUGUGAAGGAUGCCAUUAGAGUGGAUGGUGGACAGUACACACUUGUUCUGACUAAUGUGGCUGGAUCAAAGACUGUCCCAUUCAGUGUGAAGGUCCUGGACAGACCCGGCCCACCAGAGGGACCUCUUACUGUCAGCAAUGCCACAGAGGAGAAGUGCUCACUGUCAUGGCUGCCACCCAGGCAUGAUGGAGGAGCUGGCAUUUCUACCUAUGUCAUUCAGAAGAGAGAAACCAGCCGCCUGGCAUGGACUGUUGUUUCCAGUGACUGUGGUGCUACCAUGUUCAAGGUUACCAAACUGUUGAAGGGCAAUGAGUACAUCUUCAGAGUCAUGGCUGUCAAUAAAUAUGGCUUGGGUGAGCCUCUUGAAUCAGUGCCAGUUAUCAUGAGAAAUCCGUUCGUUACCCCUAGCUCACCUCAGGAGCUUGAGAUCACUAACAUUACCAGGGACUCCAUGACCGUCUGCUGGAACCGCCCCGAGAGCAAUGGAGGCAGUGAGAUUGUUGGUUACAUUGUUGAGAAAAGAGACAGAGCUGGAGUGAGGUGGACCAAGUGCAACAAGCGCAGAGUGACAGACCUGCGUUUCAGAGUAACUGGUCUGACUGAGGACCAUGAAUAUGAGUUCAUGGUAUCUGCUGAGAACGCAGCUGGAGUGGGUAAGCCUAGCCCACCUUUACCCUACACGAAAGCCUGUGACCCAAGCUUUGAACCGGGCUGUCCUUCCAACGCCCAUGUGGUCAGCACUACUAAGGACACCAUCAGUCUGGCUUGGCACCGUCCUAUCUAUGAUGGUGGUUGUGAGAUUCAAGGAUACGCUGUGGAAAUAACCAAGGCUGAGGAGGAGGAAUGGAGCUUAUGCACCCCACCCUCUGGAGUUAAGGAUCCCAAGUUGACCAUCACCAAGUUGAUUGAGCACCAGGAGUACAAGGUGCGCAUAUGUGCUAUCAAUAAGCUUGGUGUUGGUGAGCCCACAGAGAUUGAGGGUGUCGUUAAACCUUUAGAUAAGAUUGAUCCUCCAGAGGUGAUUCUGGAUGCAGUGCUCAGGAAGGGAAUAGUUGUCCGUGCAGGAGGCUCAAUGAGAAUCUGCAUACCAUUCAAGGGUCGUCCUACUCCGGAGAUCAGCUGGGCCAAGGAUGGCGGAGAACUGACCUCUAAAGCUCAGAUAGACACUGGUGAAGAACAAACACUGCUAACCAUUGACAUCUGUGACAGAUAUGAUGCUGGAAAAUACAUCCUCAACUUGGAAAAUAGUGCUGGCACCAAAUCUGCCUUUGUUGCUGUCAAAGUUCUGGACACUCCAGGUGCCCCAGUGAAUCUGACAGUAAAAGACAUUAAGAGGGAAAGUGUCACCCUCACAUGGGAGCCUCCUCUUAUUGAUGGCGGUGCAAGAAUCAAGAAUUACCUGGUUGAGAAGCGUGAGUCCAACAGGAUUGUUUACUCUAACGUGGAGAACAAGUGCACAAAAACAAGCUAUCGUAUCACAGGUCUUACUGAGGGAACUAUCUACUAUUUCAGAAUCUUAGCAGAGAACGAGUUUGGCGUGGGAGAGGCAGUUGAGACCGAACAUGCAGUUAAGACCUCAGAGCCUCCACUAUCAGUGGGUAAGGUCACUUUGACUGAAGUGACCAAAACCUCUGCCUCUUUCUCCUGGGAGAAGCCAGUCCAUGAUGGAGGCAGCAGAAUUAAUGGCUACUACAUUGAAAUGCAGCCUGUGGGUUCAGAGGAAUGGGUAGUGGCCGCCACAACCAAAACUUGCGAGGGCACUGUCCUAGGUCUUAGUUCAGGCCACGAGUACCUGUUUAGAGUGACAGCUUUCAAUGAGAAGGGCAAAAGUGACCCCAGGCCUCUCGCUGCCCCCGUCACAGCCAAAGAUGUAACUGUCCUGCCCGGGUUCACGAUGUCAACCGACACAUUCAGUUUACAGACUGGUGAGGAUCUGAAGAUUGAGAUUCCAGUGAUUGGACGUCCUGCCCCGAAGGUCGAAUGGAGUAAGGAUGGGAAGGCUCUUAAGGAGACAACCAGAUUAAAUGUAACCAGCACACCCACAUCUACCAAGCUGUGCAUCAAGGAGGCAAAUAGGGAGGACUCUGGUAAAUACACAAUCACAGCAACCAGCAGUCUCGGAACAGCUAAGGAGGAGAUGACUGUCGUUAUUCUUGAAAAGCCUGGCCCACCCACAGGCCCUGUAAAGGUUGAGGAGGUGAGCUCUAAUUAUGUUCUUAUCUCCUGGGAGCCACCAGUGUAUACUGGAGGCUGUCAGAUCAACAACUACAUUGUGGAGAAGAAAGACACCACAACAACAGCAUGGCAGAUUGUGUCUGCUACUAUUGCCAGGUCCACCAUCAAAGUCACCAAUUUGAAGACUGGAAUUGAGUAUCAAUUCAGAGUGUCUGCUGAGAAUAGAUAUGGAAAGAGUUCUGCCAUUCUCUCUCCCAACGUUAUUGCUCAGUAUCCAUUCAGUGAGCCUGCUGCCCCAGGAACACCAAUUAUUUCUGCUGCAACCAAGGAUAGCAUGGUUGUUGAGUGGAAGGUCCCCACCAACAAUGGAGGCAGCCCCAUCCUAGGAUAUCACCUUGAGAGAAAGGAAAAGAACAGCCUUUUGUGGACAAAACUCAACAAGCUUCUUAUCCCAGACACACGUUUCAAGACUACAGAGCUGGAAGAAGGCAUCGAGUAUGAAUUCAAAGUCUAUGCUGAGAACAUUGCUGGAGUCAGCCCAGCUAGCAAGGUCUCUGAGUGCACAGUAGCCAGGGAUCCCUGUGACCCACCAGGCACUCCUGAGGCCAUUGAUAUAACCAGAAAUCAUGUGGCACUUCAGUGGACCAGGCCUCAGUAUGAUGGAGGCAGUGCAAUCACUGGCUAUUUCAUCGAGAGGAGGAAGCACCCAGAUACCCGCUGGAUGAAGGCCAGCUUCACCAACAUCAUUGAUACCAAUUACAUUAUCACUGGCCUCACUGAGGACUGUGUUUACGAGUUCAGAGUCGUUGCAAGGAACGCUGCUGGCAUUUAUAGCCGUCCUUCUGAGAGCACAGGAGAAAUUACAGCUAAAGAUGAAAUUGAGGCACCAGAGGCCAUCUUGGAUUCUAAAUUCAAGGAUCUGACUGUUGUUAGGGCUGGAGAAACAUUUAUUAUCGAUGCUGACUACACUGGCAAGCCUCUGCCGGAAAUCUCUUGGUUAAAGGAAGGAAAGGAGAUUGACCAAACCACCCCAAGAAUGGAGGUCAAGACCACAAUCACCCGUACCAUCCUCACAGUCAAGGAAUGCAUCAGAGUGGACGGUGGGCACUUUGUCCUCAAACUGGUCAAUGUGGGUGGAAUCAAGAUGAUCCCAGUUAAUGUUAAAGUUCUGGAUAGACCUGGUCCUCCAGAUGGCCCGCUAGAAGUCAAAGGGGUCACAUCUGAGAAAUGUUAUCUGCACUGGAGCCAUCCCUCACAUGAUGGUGGAGCCAGCAUCUCUCACUACAUCAUUGAGAAGAGAGAGACCAGUCGCUUGUCAUGGACCAUGGUUGAGCCCAUGAUCCAGGCUAUCAGCUACAAAGUCACAAAACUGCUGCCUGGCAAUGAAUACAUCUUCAGAGUCACUGCUGUGAAUAAAUAUGGUAUUGGGGAUCCUUUGGAAUCUGCGCCUGUCAUUGCUCGUAACCCCUUCACCACUCCCAGCGCCCCGUCCACCCCAGAACCAAGCGUUAUCGCUAGGGACUCCAUCGUGCUAACAUGGGAGAGACCAGAGAAUAACGGAGGAUCUGAGAUUGAUGGUUAUGUGCUUGAAAAACGUGAUAAGGAUGGCAUCAGGUGGACCAAGUGCAACAAAAAGAGGCUGACUGACCUGAGAUUUAGAUGCAGUGGCCUCGGAGAAGGACACUCUUAUGAGUUUAGGGUCUCAGCUGAAAAUGCUGCUGGUGUUGGAAAGCCUAGUGCACCAUCUGAAUACAUCAAAGCGUGUGAUGCCAUUUAUCCACCGGGAUGUCCAAAUAACCCCAAAGUCACAGAUAAUUCGAGCACCACAGUCUCUUUGUCCUGGUUCAGGCCUAUCUAUGAUGGUGGAGCACAAAUCAGCGGAUAUGUUGUGGAAAUGAAGGAGGCAGCAGAUGAUGAAUGGGUCACUUCCACACCACACAGUGGUGUUCAGGCCACCAACUUCACCAUAAAGCACCUUAAGGAGAAUGCAGAGUACAACUUCCGCAUCUGUGCUGUCAACUGUGAGGGAGUAGGCGAGCAUGUGGACCUACCAGGUUCUGUGAUUGCUGCAGAGAAGCUGGAGGCUCCUGAGAUUGAACUUGAUGCUGAUCUGAGGAAGAUGGUCAAUGUUCGGGCCACCGCCACCUUGCGCCUGUUUGUGCCAAUCAGAGGAAAACCUGAGCCUGAAGUCAAAUGGUCAAAGGCUGAUGGAGUUUUGAAUGAGCGUGCCCAGAUUGAUGUCACAAGCUCUUACACAAUGCUGGUGAUUGAAAAUGUCGAUAGAUUUGAUACCGGCAAAUAUGUACUGACCCUUGAGAAUCUCAGUGGCUCUAAAUCAGCCUUCAUCAAUGUCAGAGUCCUAGACUCUCCCAGUGCUCCUACCAACCUGGGGAUUAAGGAUGUCAAGAGAAAUUCAGUCUCCAUCUCCUGGGAACCUCCUCUUAUUGAUGGUGGGGCUAAGAUAUCACAUUAUAUUGUGGAGAAGAGAGAGCAGAAGAGAAUGGCUUUCACCAGUAUUUGCACCAACUGUGUGAGGAACUCGUACCUUAUUCCCGACCUUCAGGAGGGAGGUCGAUACUAUUUCCGAGUUUUGGCUGUGAAUGAGCUGGGAGUAGGUUUGCCUGCAUCCACAGAUCAAGUCAAGGUUGCUGAGGCUCCUUUGCCCCCUGGCAAGAUUGUCCUGGUUGAUGUAACCCGUCAUACCGUCACUCUUUCAUGGGAGAAACCUGAUCAUGAUGGAGGCAGCAAGAUAACAAGCUUUAUGGUGGAGAUGCAGCCCAAGGGAGAUGACAAAUGGACUGUGUGCAGUGAAGCCAAAGCACUGGAAGCUACUAUUGGAGGUCUCACAACUGGAGAGGAAUACUCAUUCAGGGUUACUGCUGUGAAUGAUAAGGGAAAGAGUGAUGCCAAGCCUCUGGCCAACCCUGUCUUGUUGAAGGACAUGACCACAAAGCCCUUCAUUAGCCAGUUGUACGACACAUACAGUGUAAGAGCAGGUGACGACUUGAAGAUUGAUGUUCCAUUCAGAGGCAGACCUCAGCCUGAGGUGUCCUGGAAGAAGGAUGGCCAUGUGCUUAAGCAGACAACCAGGGUAAAUGUUCUUAAUUCCAAGACCUCAUCCAAGAUUAUCAUCAAGGAUGCAACCAAGGAGGAUGUAGGAAAGUAUGAGAUCACUCUGACAAACUCAGUUGGCACAAAGACAGCUGAAACCUCUGUUGUAAUUCUGGACAAACCUGGCCCACCCAGCAACAUUAAGUUUGAUGAGGUGAGUGCUGACUUCAUCAAUCUGUCUUGGGAUGCUCCAACCUAUGACGGAGGAUGCCAAAUCAACAACUAUGUAGUGGAGAAGAAAGACACUACCACCAUUGCAUGGCAGAUUGUCUCAGCCACAGUAGCCAGGACUUCAAUCAAGGUCAAUCGUCUCAAUCAGGGAACAGAGUAUCAGUUCCGUAUUGCAGCUGAGAACCGUUAUGGCAAGAGUUCAGCAAUUGACUCUGCUCCCGUUGUUGCUCAGUAUCCCUUCGAGCCUCCUGGCACUCCUACCAACGUCCGUGUUUCCCAUGCCACCAAGUAUGGCAUGCUUGUGGAAUGGGGCAGACCUGCCAGUGAUGGUGGCAGCCCUGUAACUGGUUAUCACAUCGAAUGCAAAGACCAAAGCAGCAUCCUGUGGACCAAGGUCAACAGAGGUCUGCUGGCUGAGAACCAGUUUAAGAUGACAGGCAUUGAAGAAGGCCUGUUUUAUCAGUUCAGAGUCUAUGCUGAGAACAUUGCUGGAAUUGGUCCAUGUACUAAAGCCUGUGAACCUGUAGCAGCCAGGGAUCCAUGUGAAUCUCCUCAUAACCUUAGAGUCACCAACAUUACCAGGACCUCAGUGUCCCUCUUCUGGGAGAAGCCUGAGUAUGAUGGUGGAGUGAAGAUAACUGGCUACAUUGUUGAGCAUAGAGAACUUCCCAAUGGCCGCUGGCUUAAAUGCAACUUCACCAACCUGCAAGACACCUACUUCGAUGUCACAGGCCUCACAGAAGAUGUCCAAUAUGACUUCCAUGUCAUCGCUAAGAAUUCUGCAGAGCUGUUGAGUGAUCCCUCAGAGAGCACUGGUCCUGUCACAGUCAAGGAUGAUGUAGACCCUCCCACUAUUAUCCUGGAAGAUAAGCUCAGACAGCUGGUUGUCGUUAAGGCUGGAGAUAUCAUUCGAAUUGAUGCUGAAAUCUCUGGCCGUCCACUCCCUGUUGUCACCUGGUAUAAGGAUGGAAAGGAGAUUGAGGCCAAGGCCAGAUGUGAAAUCACUUCCACCAACUUCGCAACCACACUGAUAGUCAGAGAUGCUAUCAGGAGGGACUCCGGCCAGUAUGUCUUGUCUCUGCACAAUGUGGCAGGAACCAGGGCAGUGGCUAUCAACUUUAAGGUACUGGACAUACCUGGACCUGCUUCAGGACCAUUGUCAGUGUCUGGCCUCACAGCAGAGAAGUGCACCAUAAUGUGGGGUCCCCCUCAGGAGAACGGUGGGGCUGAAAUCAUGCACUACAUUGUUGAGAAACGCGAGACCAGUCGCCUUGCCUGGACACUUGUCUAUGCUGACAUGAAGGCAACAACUUGUAAAGUGACCAAGCUGCUCAGAGGAAAUGAGUACAUCUUCAGAGUUAGGGGAGUCAACAAAUAUGGGGAUGGUGAGCCCAUGGAGAGUGAGCCAACAAAGGCCAUUGAUCCAUUCACUGUUCCUGCAGCUCCCACUAAUGUUCAAGUCACCUCAGUUACCAGUGAGGCAAUGACCAUCUGUUGGGAAAGGCCAACUUCUGAUGGUGGCAGUUCUAUCUCUGGCUAUGUCAUUGAAAAGAGAGAGAAGACUGGCCUUCGCUGGUGCCGUGUCAACAAGAAACCUGUUUAUGACCUUAGAGUCAAGGCCGGAAACCUUCGUAAUGGCUGUGAGUAUGAGUACAGAGUGUUUGCAGAGAACUCCGCAGGCCUCAGUGCUUCCAGCACCACUUGCCCACUCACCAAAGCUGAAGAUCCACAGUUCCUGCCCUCUCCUCCUGCCAAGCCUAAGAUCAUCGACUCUUCAAAGACAACAGUCACCCUGUCUUGGAAUAAGCCACUGUUUGAUGGUGGAGCACCUGUGACAGGUUACAAAAUCAAAUACAGGAAGUCUUCUGAUGAUGAAUGGAUGGUUGGAGUCCAUAAUACCAAGAACACAGAGUUCUCAGUGGGGGGAUUGACACCUGGAACUGAAUAUGUGUUUGUUGUCAAAUCCAUUAACAAGAUUGGAGCCAGUGAGAACAGUGCCGAGACAGACUCACAGGUCGCCAAAGAAAGAGAGGAGGAGCCAAUCUUUGAAAUCAGCAAUGAGAUGAGGAAGACCCUUAUUGUUAAGGAUGGUAGCUCAUUCACCAUGAAAGUGCCUUUCAGAGGCAAACCCAUCCCAAGUGUUUCAUGGUCUAAGGCUGAUGUUGACCUUAGAGUUCGUGCUGUCAUUGACACCACAGACACCUUCACCUCCAUCACCUUAGAGAAAGCAACUCGCUACGACUCUGGCAAAUACGUCAUCACCUUGUCAAGCGUAUCUGGAAAUGCCUCUUUGACCCUCAAUGUCAGAGUCCUAGAUUCCCCAGGACCUCCUUGCCAUUUGGAGGUCAAGGAUGUGACCAGAACCUCUGCUUCUGUCACCUGGGACACUCCCGAGAAUGAGGGAGGAGGACCAGUCAAGAACUACCUUGUUGAUUUCCGUGAGGCAAGCAAGAAGGGCUGGACCAGGUUGACUGACACAUGCCACAGACUUACAUACAAGGUGUCGGACAUACAGGAGGGAGGAGUAUUCUACUUCAGAGUGACAGGCGAGAACGAUUAUGGUGUUGGUGUCUCUGCUGAAACCAAGGAAGGAACAAAGAUCACAGAAAAACCAAGUCCACCACCAAAGCUAGGUGCAACUGAUGUGACCAAGGAGAGUGUGGCCCUGGCUUGGGCCAAACCAGAUCACGACGGAGGAAGCAGAAUCACUGGGUACCUGGUGGAAGCUCUGGAGAAAGGCCAGGAGAAGUGGGUUAAGUGUGGUGUGACCAAGUUGAUCCACUUCACAGUGUUUGGUCUGAGGGAGAAUGCUGAGUACUUCUUCAGAGUCAGAGCAGAGAACCACGCUGGCUUCAGUGAUAUCAAGGAAAUGCUCACCCCAGUGGUGCUCAAGGACCAGCUCGAAUCUCCUGAGAUGAACAUGAAUGACUUCCCACACAACACAGUGUAUGUAAGAGCCGGCUCCAACCUCAAGUGUGAGAUCCCACUGACAGGCCGGCCUUUGCCUAAAGUCUCCCUGUCGAAAGACAACGUGUUGCUCAAAUCAACCAUGAGGUUCAACUCUGAAGUCACCCCUGACAGCAUCAAGAUCACUUUGCGCGAGAGCAUUGCUGGAGACUCAGGACGCUACGAUAUCAUUGCCUCCAACUCCAAUGGAACCACAAAAUCAUUCUUAAAUAUUGUUGUUCUGGACCGCCCCAGUGCUCCAAUUGGACCUGUGCAGAUGUUUGACAUCACAGAGGACAGCGUGAGCCUGGAGUGGCUCCCACCAGCAUAUGAAGGUGGCAGCCCUAUCACCAACUACGUCAUCCUGAAGAAAGAGGUAACCUCAGCCAACUGGGUGGAAGUGUCUUCUGCUGUGGCUCGCUGCACCAUGAAGAUCAUGAAGCUGACCACUGGUCUAGCGUACCAGUUCAGGGUCAGAGCUGAAAACAAAUAUGGCAUCAGUGAGCACAUUGACUCAGAAACUGUUGCUGUCAACCUUCCUUACACUAUACCUGAAGCUCCAUCGACUCCAGAGAUCACUGCUGUUACCAAGGAGACCGUCACUGUCGCCUGGAAUGAGCCUAAGUCAGACGGUGGCAGCCAUGUGUUUGGCUACCAUCUCCAGAUGAAAGACAGGAACAGCAUUCUCUGGCAGAAAGUCAACAAAAUGGUGAUCCGUGCCGCACACUACAAGGUCACCGACAUCAGUGCGGGACUCAUCUAUGAGUUCAAGGUAGCAGCAGAGAACGCUGCAGGAAACAGCCCCUUCAGCAAGGUUUCUGAUGCAGUGCUGGCCAUUGAUGCCUGUGAGCCACCCAUCAACCUUCGCAUUAGUGACAUCACCAAGCACUCCAUUAGCCUGGCCUGGCACAAGCCCAACUAUGAUGGCGGAUCCUCCAUUAAUGGAUACAUCAUUGAGAAGAAAGAAGGCGUUAAUGCCAGGUGGUCCAAGGCUAACCUCACCAAUGUCACAGACACCCGCUACACUGUGACCGGCCUCACCCAGGACGAGACGUACGAGUUCAGAGUCAUGGCCAAGAAUGCCGUCGGUUCAGUGAGCAACCCAUCCAUGGUGGUUGGACCAGCCACAUGCGUGGAUACCUAUGGUGCCCCAGAGAUUGAAAUACCUCAAGAGUACUCCAGUGAGGUCAAGUACAGGGCUGAGUCCAAUGUGGAGCUCACGUUUAACAUCAUAGCCAAACCUGCUCCCACAAUUGAGUGGUUUAAGGAUGGCAGGGAGCUUGCACCGACCAGCCAGCUCACCUUCAAACACACAUUUGAGUCCACCAGUCUGUUCCUGAAUGACACCACUCGUUUGAACUCUGGAACCUAUGAGGUCCGGGUAAAGAACUCCAUGGGAUCUGCCUUCGCCAUUGUUAGGCUGCUCAUUCAAGACAAGCCAGGCCCCCCUGAUGGCGAGAUUGAGUUUAAGAAGGUGACAGCCAACACUGCCACCAUCAUGUGGUGUCCUCCUUCCGAUGAGGGCGGUGCCAUGGUGUCACAUUAUAUUGUGGAGAAGAGGGAGACCAGCAGGAUCAUGUGGUCCAUUGUCUCAGAGAAACUGGUAGACUGCAUUGUUAACGUGCCCAGACUCAUCGAAGGAAAUGAGUACAUCUUCCGAGUCCGUGGAGUCAACAAGUACGGCAUCGGAGACGCACUGGAGUCCGAACCUAUCGUUGCAAAGAACGCAUUUGUUCCUCCUAGCGAGCCAUCCAAGCCUAAAGUGACCAUUAUCACCAAGUCCACCAUGACCGUGAUCUGGGAAAGACCAGCAGUGGAUGGAGGCAGCGACAUUGACGGAUACUACUUAGAAAAGAGGGAGAAGAAGAGUCUGCAGUGGUUCAAGGUGGUGAAGGACACCAUCAGAGACACCAGGCAGAAAGUCACCAACCUGACGGAGAACAACGAGUACCAGUACAGAGUUUGUGCUGUCAACAAGGCCGGAGCAGGAAACUACUCUGAUGGCUCUGACCUCCACAAGGCCUACGACCCAAUCGAUCUUCCUGGUGAGCCAUCCAAGCUGCGUGUGGUGGACUCCACAAAGAGCUCCAUCACCCUGGGCUGGGAGAAGCCCGUCUAUGAUGGCGGAAGUGAAAUCACACACUACCUUUUGGAAAUGUUGAAUUCAGAGGAGAAAGAAUGGGCCAUCGUCAACCCGCAGGUCAAGGCCUGCGAGUACGUGGUGUCUCACCUCAAACCUGGAGCAUACUACUUCUUCAGAGUCUCUGCUGUCAACUGCAAGGGCAAAGGAGAAGACAUCAAAAUGUACCAGCCCCUUCAAGCCAAGGAUAUCUUGGAGGAGGCCGAUUUGGACUUGGACGUUCCCAUGACCACCCAGUACACAGCCAGGGCCGGCCGUGACGUGGAGGUGUUUAUCCCCUUGAAGGGACGCCCCGCCCCCAACGUGACAUGGCGACGUGGUGACCGCAAUAUUGCUGCUGACAACCGCUACACCAUCACCAGCACUGAGCGCGCCACCACGCUCCUGAUCCCUAAGGUCAGCCGCGACGACCUUGGCAAGUACCUGCUGGAGAUUGAGAACGGCGUGGGAGAGCCCAAGAUCAUCAUUGUGUCCCUUAAGGUUCUGGACAGUCCAGCCAUCUGUCAGAAACUCAUGAUCAAGAAUGUGACAAGAGGAAAUCUGAGCCUCAGCUGGGAGGCUCCUCUCAUCGAAGGCGGUUCCCCUGUCACACAUUACGUUGUUGAGAAGAAGGCGUCCACCAUGAAGGCUUACCAGGUGAUCAAUACCCAGUGUACCAACACAACUUACAAGGUGACGGGCCUGGAGGAGGAUAUAGCUUACUUCUUCCGUGUGUCUGCUGAAAAUGAGUACGGUGUUGGCGAGACAUGCGAAACUACUGAACCUGUAAGAGCCACGGAAACUCCUGGAGCUGUUAAAAACCUGGUGAUGGCGGAUUCUACAAAGACCUCUGUUACCCUGCAGUGGACCAGACCUGACCACGAUGGGGGCAGCUACAUCACUGAAUACAUUAUUGAGAAGAGAUCCAUUGAAGAUCCUACCUGGACUCUGGGAGCAACAUGCAAGCGCCUGAGCUGUGAAGUGACGGGACUCAAGGAGAAGGCUGAAAUGGACUUCAGAGUGCUCGCCAAGAACGAGAAGGGCAACAGUGACUUCUCCCAGAUUGGUCCAAUCACAGUGAAGGACUUCAUCAUUCUGCCUGAAGCCAACCUUGUUGACUACCCUAACGGAGAGCUUGCUGUCCGUGUUGGUCAGAACAUCCACAUCGAGUUGCCCUUCAAGGGAAAACCAUUGCCUUCAAUCAGCUGGCUGAAAGAUAACCAGCCACUGAAGGAAAGUGACAAGGUUCGCUUCAGGACUACUGACAACAAGACGGCGGUCACAGUCAGAGGAGUCAAGAAGGAGAAUGCCGGCCAGUACACUUUGUGUCUGGACAACAGAACCGUCAAGAACUACUUUGACAUCAAUGUGAUCACUCUUGGACCCCCCUCGGUGCCUGUUGGUCCCAUCCGCUUCGAUGAGAUCAAAGCACAGAGUAUCAUAAUUUCAUGGGACGAGCCGAAGGAGAACGGCGGUGGUGAGAUCACCUGCUACAGCGUGGAGAAACGUGAAACCGCCCAGGCCAACUGGAAGAUGGUCUGCUCCAGUGUUGUCAGGCCCACUUUCAAAAUUCCUAACCUGGUCAAGGGAACUCAGUACCAGUUCAGAGUCCGUGCAGAAAACAAGUAUGGGAUCAGUGUUUCUCUUGCAUCCCUAGAAGUUGUUGCCCAGCACCAGUACAAACCUCCAGGACCCCCACCGAAACCAGUGGCCUUCAAUGUCACCUGUGAUGGUAUGACCAUCAGGUGGGACGCCCCAGAAUUUGACGGAGGAUCCCCCAUUUUGGGAUAUCAUGUUGAAAAGAAGGACAGGAACAGCCUCUUGUGGCAGAAGGUGAACUCCACCAUCAUCUCCAACAAAGAGUACAGGAUAACUGGUCUCAUUGAGGGUCUGGAGUACUCCUUCAGAGUCUAUGCUGAGAACAACGCUGGACUCAGCCCUGUUAGUGAACAGAGCAAACAUGCCCUCGCUAUCGCCCCUGUUGAUCCACCUGGCAAACCUGUCUGCAUUGAUGUAACCAGAGACUCAGUCACCCUUAAGUGGGACAUCCCUGAGAGGGAUGGUGGCAGCAAAAUUGUGGGCUACAGUGUGGAGAGGCGCCAAGGCAGAGGCAAAUGGCUGCGAUGCAACUUCACUGAUGUCUGCGAGACCCAGCUCACUGUGACAAGUCUCUCCUCUGGAGACAGAUUCGAGUUCAGAGUCAUUGCCAGAAAUGCUGUGGCCACAGUCAGUCCACCAUCUAACUCCUCUGGAUAUAUUAUGACAAAGGAUGAGAGCAUCUCUCCAGACAUUGAGUGGUCUGCAGACCAGGCGCUCACCCUGAAGGCUGGUGAGAACGUUCAGCUCAGCUGCAGCAUCAUUGGACGUCCCGUGCCCCAGGUUAUCUGGUAUAAGAAUGGCAAAGAGAUUGACAAGAGGACCAUGUAUGACAUUGAUAUUACCUCCGACAUUGGCACCAGCAGUCUUUUUAUACGCGAUGCUGACAGGAACCACCGUGGCAUCUACACAAUAGAGGCGAAAAACAGCUCCGGUUCCAAGAGAGCUGAUGCCAACGUCCGAGUACAAGAUACCCCCGGGCCUGUUGAGGGUCCCAUCCGUUUCACCGGCAUCACGGCUGAGAAGUGCACCGUGUGGUGGAACCCGCCGGAGAACGAUGGCUGUGCUGCCAUCACCCACUAUGUGGUGGAGAAGAGGGAGACGUCCAGGAUCUCCUGGGCCAUGAUCACCUCCAAAUGCGAAGCCUGUUCUUACAAUGCUGUAAACCUCAUCAAGGGCAAUGAAUACCAGUUCAGAAUCUCUGCUGUCAACAAGUCUGGUGUUGGCAAACAUCUGGACUCUGAUCCCUUCAUUGCACAGAUGCAAUAUACUGUGCCGGAUGCCCCUGGUACCCCAGAUGCCACCCAUGUGACUGGAAACAGCAUCACCAUGUGCUGGACGAGACCAAGGUCAGAUGGAGGCAACGAGAUUAAGCAGUACAUCCUGGAGAGGAGAGAGAAAAAGAGCUUACGCUGGCUGAAGGUUUCCUCCAAGAGAACCAUCACAGAGCUGAGACACCGUGUCACCAACCUCACCGAGGGCAACGAGUAUGAAUUCCGUGUCAUGGCAGAAAAUGGAGCUGGCAUCGGACCGGCCAGCAGUACUUCCAGGCUCAUCAAGUGCAGAGAACCAACAAGCGCUCCUAGCACACCCACAUUGAUCAAGGUCGCUGACUCCACCAAGAACUCUGUCACCCUGGAAUGGACCAAGCCUGUCUUUGAUGGCGGCUUGGAAGUCAUCGGCUACAACAUCGACAUGUGCAAGGCCAGUCUGGAGGAGUGGCACAGAGUCAACAGCCAGAUAUGCAUCCACACCAGUUACACUGCCAAGGGCCUGGUGCCUGGAGAGCUCUACAAGUUCAGGGUCAGCGCUCUGAACGGGGCCGGAGAGGGCGAAUCCUCAGGGUUGCCGAAUGCUGUUCAGGCUCUGGACAGACUCAGAUCUCCUGAGAUUGAACUGGAUGCCAGCUUCAAGCAGACCCACAUUGUGAAGAAUGGCAGCACUGUCACCCUCCAUGUUCCCUUCAAAGGAAAACCAGCGCCUCUUGCCACCUGGUCUAGGGUAGAUGGGGAGCUGCCUGUCAUGGCUGAUGUUAACACCACAGAAUGCAGCUCCAUUCUGACCAUUGAGAGCUGCACGAGGUACGAAGCCGGCAAAUACACCCUGUCCCUGGAGAACAACAGCGGUCGCAAGUCCAUCACCUUCACUGUCAAAGUGCAGGAUACACCCGGACCUCCGGCAGCUAUUACCUUCAAAGACGUAACACGCGGAGCCUUAACGGUUAUGUGGGAUGCCCCCACCAAUGAUGGCGGAGCCCGGGUCCACCACUACAUCGUGGACAAGCGGGAGGCCAGCCGCCUGGCGUGGCAGGAGGUCAGCAGCAAGUCCUCUCGCCAGAUGAUCAGGGUCACAGGUCUGGAUGUCGGUAUACCAUACGUGUUCAGGGUGAUUGCUGUGAACCAGUACGGCCAGGGAGAACCUUUCGAGAUGACAGAGCCCGUCAUGGCCACAGAGGAACCUGCACCACCCAGGAGACUGGAUGUAGUAGACACCACCAACUCCACAGCCUCCCUGGUGUGGCUGAAGCCCGAGCAUGAUGGAGGCAGCCGCAUCAGAGGCUACAUUGUUGAAUUCAAAGCUAAAGGCAGUGACCACUGGAAUGUGGGCGGAGAGACCAGAUCUAUGAAGAUGCUGUUGGAGGGCCUGAUUCAGAAUACAGAGUACGACUUCAGAGUGAGUGCCAAGAACGAUGCUGGAAUCAGCGAGCCUCAGGGCACCUUCAGCUCCGUGGUCAUCAAGGAGCCUCGCAUCGAACCGACAGCCGACCUCAGCAGCAUCACCAACCAGCUCAUCACCUGCAAGAUCUCCAACAACUUCACAAUCAGCAUCCCCAUCAGCGGCAGGCCUGCACCCAAGGUCACCUGGAAACUGGAGGAGAUGAAACUGAAGGAGUCUGACAGAGUCUGCAUCACCACCACAAAGGAGAUCACUACUUUGACGGUUAGAGACAGCAAGAGAAGCGACAGCGGCAAGUACUACCUGAUCCUGGAGAAUGUCGCCGGUGUGAAGACGUUCACAGUGACCGUGGUUGUCGUGGGCAGGCCGACUCCACCCACAGGCCCUGUGGUGAUUUCUGAAGUCUCUUCAGAGUCCUGCAGCCUGUCCUGGUCCGAGCCAGCCGACGAUGGCGGCACGGAAAUCGGCAACUACAUCGUGGAGAAACGGGAGUCCGGCUCCGCCUCCUGGCAAGUCGUAAACUCCAGUGUGAAGAGAACCACCAUCAAAGUGACCAACCUCACCAAGUACAUGGAGUACACCUUCAGGGUGUGCGCCGAGAACAAGUUUGGAGUCAGCAAGUCCACCGAGUCUGCUGCAGUGGUCAUUGAGCAUCCAUUUGUUCCUCCAAGUCCUCCAACUCGUCCAGACGUGGUUUCCGUGUCUGCGAACGCCAUCGGCAUCAAAUGGGACUUGCCCUAUGACGACGGCGGCAGCAAGGUAACGGGCUACUGGAUUGAGAAGAAGGAGAGGAACACCAUCCUGUGGGUGAGGGAGAACAAGCUGCCCUGCCUGGAGUGCCACUACAAGGUGUCCAACCUGAUCGAGGGCCUGGAGUACCAGUUCAGGGUCUACGCCAUGAACAUCUCCGGAUUCAGCAAGGCCGGCGAGGCUUCCCGACCCGUGGUGGCCCUCAAUCCUGUUGAUCCUCCUGGUAAACCCGAGGUGACGGACAUCACUCGCAACUCAGUGUCGCUGUGCUGGACCAUCCCGUCCAACGACGGCGGCAGCAAGAUCGUGGGCUACGUGGUGGAGAGGAAAGUCCACAGCACGGACGAGUGGGACGACAACCGCUGGCUCAAGUGCAACUACACCACCAUCAGUGAGAACUACUUCACCGUCACCAACCUGGGAGAGGGAGAGACCUUCGAGUACCGGGUCAUUGCCAAGAAUGCCGCCGGCGUCCACAGCGCAGCCUCCGAGAUCACCGGACCGGUCACAUGCAAGGAUGAAUACUCUCCUCCUAAAGCUGAGCUGGAUAGUAAGCUGGUGGGUGAGACCGUCAUCAUCAACGCCGGCUCAGACCUGGUUCUGGACGGCGCCGUGGGCGGGAAACCCGAGCCCACCGUGUACUGGUCCAAGGGCGACAAGAUCCUGGAGCUUGGAGAGAAAUACUCCCUGACCUACACCGCCACCAGAGCCAUGGCCGUCAUCAAGAGCUGCGACCGCUACGACACGGGCAAAUACGUCCUGACCGCGAAGAACGCCAAUGGACUGAAGACCGCCGUCGUCAACGUCAAAGUCCUGGACACCCCCGGAGCUCCGGCCGAUAGCAUCACCAUCAGCAGGGUGACGGAGGAGAAGUGCUCCGUGUCCUGGAAGAUUCCCCUGGAGGACGGCGGAGACAUCGUCACGCACUACAUCGUGGAGCGCCGCGAAACCAGCCGCCUCAACUGGGUCCUCAUGGAGACGGAGUGCAAGACGCUGGCCUGCGUCAGCAGCCACCUCAUCAAGAACAACGAGUACGUGUUCAGGGUCCGCGGAGUCAACAAGUUCGGAGUCGGAGUUCCUCUGGAGUCCGAGUCCGUCCGAGCCAGGAACGCUUACACCAUCACGUCUCAGCCGGGCACUCCGGAGGUGACGGCAGUGGCCAAAGAGCACGUGGUCAUCGAGUGGCUGAAGCCCGAGACGGACGGAGGCAGCGAGAUCAAGACGUACCUGGUGGACAAGCGAGAGAAGAGCAGCACCAGGUGGACACGGGUGAACAAGAACUACACGAUCUACGACACCCGUCUGAAGAUCGCCGGGCUGCUGGAGGGCAGCGAGUACCAGUUCAGGGUGACGGCCGUCAACGCUGCUGGAGACAGCACGCCGAGCGACGCCUCGCCCUACAUGCUCUGCAAAGACCCCACAUACACGCCGGCUACUCCCUCCAUGCCUCGCAUCACGGACACCACGAAGCACAGCAUCAGCAUGAAGUGGACGCGCCCGAUGUACGACGGCGGCAGCGACGUCAGCGGCUACGUGGUGGAGAUCCUGGAGGAAGGGACGGAGCAGUGGUACCGCGCCACCGCCAAGGCCCUGAAGACCAAUGAGUACGUGGCCGCCGGACUCACCUCCAACAAGAGGUACCGCUUCAGAGUCGCCGCCAUCAACAGCAAGGGAACCGGAGAGUUCAGCGAGGCCAGCGCCGAGGUGGAGCCGCUGGAGAGGAUCGAGAUCCCGGACCUGGAGCUGUCGGACGACCUGAAGAAGACGGUGUGUCUGCGUGCCGGUGGGACGCUGCGCCUAGUGGUGUUCGUCAGCGGCCGCCCCGCCCCGGUGAUUUCCUGGAGGAAGACGGGGGUUGAGCUGCAGAACCGUGGACACAUCGAGAACACGGAAAGCUACACCGCCCUGACGGUGGAGAAGGUCAACCGCUACGACUCCGGGAAAUACAUCGUGGAGGCGGAGAACCCGUCGGGAAAGAAGAGCGUCGUCGUCCUCGUCAAAGUCUACGACACGCCCGGCCCCCCCACCUCUGUGAACGUGAAGGACUACACCAAGGAGUCGGUGGUGAUCACCUGGGACGUUCCCAGCAGGGACGGCGGCGCCCACGUCAGCAACUACAUCGUGGAGAAGCGCGAGGCCAGCAUGAAGUCUUACAAGACGGUCACCACGGAGUGCAGGAAAACGCUGCUCCGCAUCACCGGGGUGGAGGAGGGCGUGCACUACUUCUUCAGAGUGCUGCCGGAGAACAUCUACGGCGUGGGCGAGGCCUGCGAGACCCUGGAGGCGGUGCUGGUGUGCGAGGUGCCGUCGGUGCCGCUCGACCUGCAGCUGGUGAACGUCACCAAGUCGUCGGCCACGCUGCGCUGGGAGCGGCCGCUGCACGACGGAGGAAGCCGCAUCAACGGCUUCUCCAUCGAGGCGUGCAAGGUGGGAUCGGAGAGGUGGACCGUGGUGGCCUCCGUGAAGGCGUCGGCGUCUCAGCACACCGUCACCGCGCUCACAGAGAACGACCAGUACCUGUUCAGGGUCAGAGCCACUAACAGCAGGGGGGCCAGUGAGCCCAUGGACACCGUCACCCCCGUCACCAUCCAGGACAUCAAGGUGAUGCCAAAGAUCGACAUGACCAGCAUCCCUCAGAAGAUCGUGUACGUUCACCGGGGGAAACCCAUCGAGCUGAACCUGCCCGUGGUGGCCCAGCCGCUGCCCGUCUGCUCCUGGUCCUUCUCCGGAGAGAAGCUGAAGGACAGCCUCGACCGCAUCAAGAUCGACGGCAGCCGGCUAACGGUGCGCGACACGACCAUCAACGACACUGGGGACUACGCCCUGGAGGUGAAGAACGCCCUGGGCAAAGCCAGAGAGGUCAUCAAGGUCAUCAUCCUCGAUAAGCCCGGCGUCCCGGUGGGCCCGGUCCGGAUCGAGGAGGUGGACGGGCUGUCGGUGACGACCAGCUGGGAUCCUCCGGAGAAAGACGGCGGAGCCAACGUGACGGGCUACGUGGUGGAGCAGCGCGACGCCCACCGGCCCGGCUGGUUCACCGUGUCCGAGUCCGUGACCCGGCCCUGCUACAAGUUCUCCCGCCUCUCCGAGGGAACCGAGUACGUGUUCCGCGUCGCCGCCAUGAACCGCUUCGGAGUCGGAAGGUUCCUGCAGUCGGAGGUGGUCGAGAACAAGAGCCCCAAGACGAUCCCCGGCGCCCCCAGCCAGCCGGAGGUCCUGGAUGUGACCCACGAGGGCAUGACGCUCACGUGGUUCGCCCCCGAGGACAACGGCGGCUCCACCAUCGCCGGAUACAUCAUCGAGCGCAAGGAGGCGCAGUCGGAGCGCUGGAUGAAGAUCAGCAAGAACCCGGUCACCAUGACCCGGUUCCGCUCCUCCGCGCUCAUCGAGGGCCAGGAGUACGAGCACCGCGUCACCGCCAUCAACUCCAGGGGCGAGGGGAAGCACAGCGAGGCCUCCGAGAUCACCGUGGCCAUGGACCCCAUUGACCCCCCUGGAGCUCCUCUUAGCCCCACCGUCACAGACACCACCCGCUCCUCGGUGUCUCUGGCCUGGCAGCCGCCGGAGGAGGAGGGCGGCGCCGCCGUCACCGGGUACUUCAUCGAGAUGCAGAAGGUGGACCAGGUGGAGUGGACCCUGUGCAACACCACUCCCACCAAGAUCUGCGAGUACACCCUCACUCACAUGCCUCAGAGCGCCGAGUACAAGUUCAGAGUCAUCGCCUGCAACCCUGGAGGAACCGGGGAGGCAGCCGAGGUGCCGGGGGUGGUGAAGGUCCAGGAGAUGCUGGGCUACCCCGACUACGAGCUGGAUGCUAAGUACGAGGAGGGCUACGUGGUGCGGCAGGGCGGCGUCAUCCGCCUGUCCGUGCCCAUCAGAGGGAAACCCAUCCCGUCCUGCAAGUGGACGAAGGACGGCCGCGACAUCGCCCACCGCGCCAUGAUCGCCUCCAACGACGACGUCACCGAGCUGGUGAUCAAAGAGGCGCACAAAGACGACACGGGCUCCUACGACCUGGUGCUGGAGAACAAGUGCGGCAAGAAGGCCCUCUACAUCAAGGUGAAGGUGAUCGGCCGCCCCGAUGUUCCUGAAGGUCCUCUGGAGUACGACGACAUCCAGGUGCGCUCAAUGCGCGUCAGCUGGAGGCCGCCUUCAGAUGACGGAGGAUCCGACAUCCUGGGCUACGUGGUGGAGAGGAGGGAGGUGCCGAAGGCCGCCUGGUGCACCGUGGACUCCCGGGUCACCGAGACCUCUCUGGUGGUGAAGGGUCUGAAGGAGAACGUGCAGUACCACUUCAGGAUCUCUGCGGAGAACCAGUUCGGCAUCAGCAGGUGUCUGAAGUCUGAGGAGGCCGUCACGCCCAAAACGCCUCUGUGCCCACCAGAGCCCCCCAGCAACCCCCCGGAGAUCAUGGAGGUCACCAAGACCACGGUGGCCCUGUCCUGGGCUCGGCCGAGGGACGACGGCGGCUCCAGAGUCACCGGCUACUACGUGGAGAGGAGGGAGGUGUCCACGGAGAAGUGGGUCCGCCACAACAAGACCCACAUCACCACCACCAUGUACAACGUCUCCGGACUCAUCCCCGACGCAGAGUACAUGUUCAGGGUGGUCGCGCAGAACGACAUCGGCAAGAGCGAGGCCGGACCCCCCUCGGAGUCCGUGGUCUGCAAGGAUCCAUUCGACAAACCCAGCCAGCCCGGUGAGAUCGACAUCAUCUCCAUCACCAAAGACUGCAUCACCAUCCACUGGCUGCGGCCCGAGCUCGACGGAGGCAAAGAGAUCCUCGGCUACUGGAUCGAGUUCAGGGAGGCCGGAGAGAGCGCCUGGAAGAAAUGCACCAAGGAGCGCUCCAAGGACCGGCAGUUCACCAUGGGCGGCCUGAUGGAGGCCACCGAGUACGAGUUCAGGAUCUUCGCCGAGAACGAGACCGGACUCAGCCGACCCCGCCGCACGCCCAUGGGCAUCAAGACCAAACUGAGCGUUGGUGAGGCUCCCGCUCUGAAGGAACUGAUGGAAGACGUCACCACGAAUCUCGGGGAAUCCGGCACUCUGACCUGCGCCAUCGUCGGCCGCCCGCUGCCCGAGAUCAAGUGGUACCGUUACGGCAGGGAGCUGAUCCAGAGCCGCAAGUACAAGAUGAGCUCGGACGGCAGGAACCACUCAAUUAGCGUCCUGACAGACGAGCAGGAGGACGAGGGCGUUUACACCUGCCGCGCCGUCAACGAGGCCGGCGAGGUCGAGACCAGCGGAAAGCUGCGCCUUCAAGCAGCGCCGCAGUUCCACCCCGGCUUCCCUCUGAAGGAGAAGUACUACGCCGGCGCAGGAACCAGCCUCCGCCUCCACGUGGUCUACAUCGGACGUCCCAUCCCUCAGAUCAUGUGGUUCUAUGACAAGAAGCCUCUGAACACAUCGGAGAACGUGAUCAUUGAGAACACGGAGAGCUACACCCACCUGGUGGUGAGGAACGUGCAGAGGAAGACCAACGCCGGCCGCUACAAGGUGCAGCUCAGCAACGUGUACGGCGCAGUCGACACCUCGCUGCGCGUGGAGAUCCAAGAUAAACCAUGCAUCCCUGAGGGCCCUCUGGUUGUUGAAGCCCUGCUGAAGAGCUCCAUGGUCAUCAGCUGGAAGGCUCCCAAGGACGACGGAGGCUCCAUGAUCACCAACUACAUCGUGGAGAAACGUGAGGCCAAGGAAGGUGAGGUGUGGAACCUGGUGUCCUCCUCUGUCUCUGGCACCACCUGCCGAGUCCCCAACCUGAUAGAAAACGCCGGAUACUACUUUAGAGUCUCUGCGCAGAACCAGUAUGGAGUCAGCGAGUCUCUGGAGAUCCAAUCUGUGGUUAUCGUCAAGAGUCCAUUUGAAAAACCUGGCAUCCCACAGCAGCCGUUCAUCAUGAGCUCCACCAAAGACUCCUGCCUCGUCUGCUGGAAGCCUCCAAGCAGCGACGGCGGCGCUAAAGUCUCCAGCUACUACCUGGAGAAACGCGAGAAGAAACAGAACAAGUGGAUGUCCGUCACUAGCAAGAAGAUCCAGGAGACCAGCUUCGAGGUCAAGGCCUUGAUCGAGGGCUUCGAGUACGAGUUCCGUGUCAAGUGCGAGAACUUGGGCGGCGAGAGCGACUGGAGCGAGAUCUCAGCGCCAAUCACCCCCAAGUCCGAACAAUCUCCUCGUGCUCCCGCCUUCAGAGAGGAGAUCCGGGACAUGACAGCCAAAUACAAGGCCAAUGCCACAUUCGUCACCAAGGUGGUGGGACAUCCCAAGCCUCUGGUGAAAUGGUAUCGCAGUGGAAAGGAGAUCGAGGCUGAUGGAACAAAAAUUAAAGCCCAGGAGUUCAAGGGAGGCUACUUCCAACUGGUGAUCAUUGCCGCUGAUGAGUGCGACGCCACCGUUUACCAAGUCAGAGCAACCAACUCCUCUGGAUCCAUCUCUACCACCGCAAACCUGGAGGUGGAAGUUCCUGCCAAGAUCCACCUUCCCAAGGAGCUCCAGGGAAUGGGUGCAGUCAAUGCUGCCCGUGGUGAUAAUGUCACCAUCAAGAUCCCCAUCUCUGGCAAACCUGAGCCAGCAAUCAUUUGGCAGAAGGGUCAGGAGAUCCUGUCCAACUCUCCAUAUCACCAAGUCAUCACCACCAGGUCCUUCACCUCGCUGGUGUUCCAGAAGGGAAUGGAGAGGAAGGAUACCGGCUACUACAUCCUAACCGCAAAGAACAGGUUCGGAACAGACAAGCAAACCAUUGAGGUGAACGUGGCCGACAUACCUGAACCACCAAAGGGACUGGUUGUCAGCGAAAUCUCUCGAGACUCCAUCACCUUGGCCUGGCAGCCACCUGCAAACGAUGGCGGAAGCGACAUCAUUGGGUACAUUGUGGAGAAGUGUCCCACAACCGCCGACAGGUGGAUCCGUGCUGGACAGACCACCGACUGCGGCAUCAACAUCAUUAACAUAUUCGGAAAGACCAAGUACCAGUUCAGAGUCAUCGCCGAGAACCAGUUUGGCCUGAGUGCUCCUUGCCAGCCAACAGAGCCCAUCACCACAAAGGAAGACAAGUCAGUGACUAGGAACUAUGAUGAGGAGGUGGACGAGACCAGAGAGGUCACCAAGGAGGAGGCUCUGGUCUACAAGGUGAAGGAGCUGACCUCCAAGUACGUAAUCUCUGAGGAACUCGCCCGCUGCCAGUUUGGAAUUGUCCACCGCUGCACGGAGAUCGCCACAAAGAAGACCUUCAUGGCCAAGUUCAUCAAGGUGAAGGGAACUGACCGUGAGUUGGUCCUCAGAGAAAUUGAAGCUCUCAACGUAGCAAGGCACAAGAACGUCAUCUACCUGCAUGAAUACUUUGAAAGCAUGGAGGAGAUCAUCCUCAUCUUUGAAUUUAUUUCUGGAGUUGACAUCUUUGAGCGCCUUGGCACCAGCAACUUUGAGCUGACAGAGCAGGAGAUCGUCCGCUACCUGAGACAGGUCUGCUCUGCCCUCAAGUUCAUGCAUAGCAACAACUAUGCACACUUUGAUAUCCGCCCAGACAACAUCAUCUACACCACAAAGAGAAGCACCACCGUAAAGAUUAUUGAUAUGGGCCAGGCUAGGCUGCUGGUGCCUGGUGAAAACAUCAGAGCGCUGUUCUCAGCUCCCGAGUACUGCGCCCCUGAGAUCCACCGCCACGACCUGGUCACGACGGCCACUGAUAUGUGGUCUGUUGGUGUGAUGGCCUACGUUUUGCUCAGUGGCCUGAAUCCGUUCGCCGGAGAGUCCAUUACAAAGAUGAUCGAGAACAUCUCCAGCUGUGAGUACAUCUUUGAUAGCGAAGCAUUCAAGGACAUCAGCCUGGAGGCUAUGGACUUUGUGGACAGACUUCUAGUCAAAGACAGGAAGCUCCGUAUGACAGCCCACGAGGCUCUGGAACACCCAUGGCUCAAGAUGAAGAUUGAGAAUGUCAGCAACAAGGUCAUCAGGACAUUGAAACACAGAAGGUACUAUCAGUCUCUGGUUAAGAGGACAGAUACCAUUGUAUCAUCAGCCCGUGUGGCCUAUGGUGGCGCUUUCAAGAACCAGAGAGGAUAUGCUGUUGGUAAAGUGAAGAUCGGAACCGAGUACCACGGCCUCCGCACGGGACCCGUCAUGCACGGCUCCGCUGAGGAAGGUGGCCAUAUCAGAUUCACUUGUACCAUCGUCAACUACGACAAGAGCACUCAGGUGUCAUGGUUCUUUGGAAACCGCCAGCUCCAUGCAAGCAACAAGUACGAAAUCACUUACAGCAACGGAUUUGCCAGCAUCUAUGUGAAGGACAUUGAAGAGAGUGAUAACGGAGUGUACAGGUGCAAGGUUGUGAGCGACGAUGGAGAGGACAGUUCUUACGGAGAGCUGUUUGUUGAAACAGUGAGGAGCAUCAGAGAGCACUACAUCAGCCGCUCCAUAAAGAAACUGAGGAAGAGAGUCGACCAGGCUAAACUCCUGCAGAGACCGCCAGAGUUCACUUUACCUCUCUACAAUCGCUCUGCCUACAUUGGCGAGGAUGUGCGUUUUGGUGUCACCAUCACCGUGCACCCUGAGCCUCAUGUGGCAUGGCUUAAGAACGGAGAAAGAAUUAAACCAGGCGAGGAUGACAGGAAGUACACGUUCACCAAUGAUAAGGGUCUGUACCAGCUGAUGAUCCACAAUGUGGAUGCAAGUGAUGAUGCCGAAUACACCGUCAUGGCCCACAACAAGUUUGGAGAAGACAGCUGCGUAGCCCGUCUCACUGUGACACCUCAUCCAGUGAUGGAGGAAACAAUGAGGCCCAUGUUCAAACGCCUGCUGGCUAAUGUGGACUGUGUGGAAGGGAACAGCGUCCGCUUUGAGCUUAGAGUCUCAGGAAUCCCAUCUCCUACUCUGAAGUGGAAGAAGGACGGUCAUGCAAUGGAGUUCGGCCCCAAGGUCGUUGUCAUAGAGGAGGACGUUGACUACCAUGUCCUGCACAUCAGAAACACUCUGCUCGAGGACUCUGGUGUGUACCAUGUUACUGCAACCAACUGUGCUGGAUCUAUAAGCUGCCAGGCCUCACUGAAGGUGGACCGCCUUACCUAUACCAGGAGGGAGUACAAGAGCGAGGAGGAGAAAUACAUGCACGUGCAGAAACAAAUCGAAAAGACCAACAAAAUGGCUCUGAAAAUUGUUGCCACUGAGGAGAUGGAAGCUCUGAACUCCACGGCCCAGGACGCACUCAAGUUUGCUGCAGAGAUGUAUAAGCCUGCGGUGGGCACCAAGAACGUGGAGGGAGAGUUUGACAUCACUGUGCAGAAGUCGGAGACUAAGAAGCUGGAAGAGGAGAGGAGGAUUUUCAUGCCCUAUGAGAUCCCAGAGCCUCAGGUCCAUGAUCCCAAAGCUCUGGACGAGGACAAAACGAUCAAACAGUUUGUGCCUCUUUCUGACAUGAAGUGGUACAGGAAGCUGAGAGACCAGUAUGUUGUUCCAGAGAGGAUGGAGAAGAUUGUGCAGAAGAGGCAGAGACGUAUCCGCCUUUCCAGGUGGGAACAGUUCUAUGUCGUGCCCCUCCCCAGAAUCACUGACCAGUACAGACCAAGAUGGCGAAUUCCAAAACUCAGUCUGGAUGACCUGGAGACUGUCAGACCCGGCCGCCGUUCACCUUCUCCUGAAUCCGAGGCUUCCUUCAGAUCCAGAAGGAGAUCUCUGGGAGACCUCAGUGACGAAGAGCUGCUGAUGCCCGUGGACGACUACCUCUCCAUGAGGAGAACCGAGGAGGAGAAGACAAUGCUGGAGGACGAACUGGAGCUCGGCUUUUCUGCCUCUCCUUCCGGCAGCCCAGUACGCAUGGAGGUGCGUGAAGAGAGAAGACAUGUGGUCCGACACGAGGCUGUGGAAGUCACACAGACCAAGAAGAAACGCACUGUUUCUCAGUUCAUGAGGAGGAGGAGAUCUCUGUCUCCCACAUACAUCGAGCUCAUGCGUCCAGUCUCAGAGCUGAUCAGACCAUCUCGUGCUAGGACUGUGGAAGUACAGGGAGAGGUUGUGACGAGGAGAUCCCCCACCCCGGAGAGGACACGCCCCCGAUCUCCCAGCCCAAUCAGGUCCGCCGAGAGGUCGUCCCGCUCUUCCUCCAGGUUUGAACGGACCGCCCGCUUUGACAUCAUGUCCCGCUACGAGGCCAGAAAGGCUUCCCUGAAGUCCGAGAGGAAAUACCAGGUAGUUAGCCAGACACCCUUCAGCCUGGACCAUGCUCCCCGUGUGACCGUAAGGAUGCGCUCUCAUCGCAUACCCAUCGGCCAAGACACCAAGUUCACCCUGAACAUCCAGUCCAAGCCUGACGCUGAGGUCAAGUGGUUGCACAACGGAAAUGAAAUCUUUGAAAGCAGCAACAAAUAUGUCUUCACCAACAUGAGUGGAGUUCUGUCCAUUGCUAUUCUGGACUGCCAAGCGGAAGACAGUGGAUCAUACCGCUGCGUAUGCUCCAACUCCAAGGGAGAUGCUUCCGACUACGCCACCCUGGAUGUGUCCGGAGGUGGCUACACCACCUUCUGCUCCCGCCGCAGGGAUGAGGAAGUCAUAAAGGGAUUUUUCCCCGAAGUCACCAAGGUCGACCACUAUCACACCACUCACUUCAAAGCUGGCUAUUCUGCCGAGAGCCACUUACAGGUGGAAGAAAGCAAGUCUAAGCUAACGGAGAAACAUGAGGUUACCACACGGGAGAGAUACGCCGCCUCCUCUGAGAGGUACUCCUCCGCUGAGAGGUACGAUUCAUCCAUCAAGUUCGCAGCUGCUGAAUACCUGUCAUCUGAUUCCUCCUACUCGUCAGAGAGGUUCUCCUUGUCUGCGAAACGCACCACAUCUGAAGCUAAAGUGAAGUCAACCUCUGUCGGGGAAAGUGUCAUUCACAAAGUGGCGCCUUCUCUUCCCGCCAGGAUGCUCACCAAGCCCCAGUCUGUGACCGUUUCAGAGGGAGAGUCUGCCAAAUUCACCUGUGAUAUCGACGGAGAGCCUGCACCAACUGUAACGUGGAUGCACGAGAGCCGGACCAUCAUCUCAUCUCACCACGUCCAGGUCACCACCACUCAGUACAAGUCCAGCUUCGAGAUCUCCUCUGUGACCAUCUCCGAUGAGGGCAGUUACACGGUUGUGGUCGAGAACUCGGCCGGCAGGCAGGAGGCUCACUUCAUCCUGACCAUCCGCAGACCAGCACCCAUAGAGGAAGUCUCUGCAGUCAAAUCCCCCACUCCCAGUGUCAAGUCACCAGAGCCUUCAGUCACAUCACCGGCACCCUCUGCAACCUCCCCCGUGCCCAGCAUCAAGUCCCCUUCAAUUAAAUCACCGACGCCGAGUGUGAAGUCUCCCGAACCAAGUGUAACGUCUCCCACUCCGAGUGUGAAGUCACCAACGCCGAGUGUGAAGUCACCAACGCCGAGUGUGAAGUCACCCGAACCAAGUGUAACCUCACCUGUCCCGAGUGUGAAAUCCCCGACGCCGAGUGUGAAGUCUCCCGAACCAAGUGUAACGUCUCCCACUCCGAGUGUGAAGUCACCAACGCCGAGCAUGAAGUCACCUGAACCAAGUGUAACGUCUCCCACUCCGAGCGUGAAGUCACCAACGCCGAGCAUGAAGUCACCUGAACCAAGUGUAACGUCUCCUACUCCAAGUGUGAAGUCCCCCACACCAGGGGUCAAAUCGCCCGAACCUGAGGGGGUUAGGUCACCACGGGGUGUAAAAUCUCCUGAACCCAGAGUUAAGUCACCAACACAAGUCAAGAUGCCGGAGAGAGUAAAGUCACCUGAACCAGAGGGAGUAAAAUCCCCAAUUGGUGUCAAAUCUCCAGAACCUGCAGGAAUAAGAACACCUCGAGGUAUCAAAUCUCCAGAACCUGCCGGAGUUAAAUCACCUUUUGGUGUGAAGUCUCCAGAACCUGCCGGAGUUAAAUCACCUUUUGGUGUGAAGUCUCCAGAACCUGCCGGAGUUAAAUCACCUUUUGGUGUGAAGUCUCCAGAACCUGCCGGAGUUAAAUCACCUUUUGGUGUGAAGUCUCCAGAACCUGCCGGAGUUAAAUCACCUUUUGGUGUGAAGUCUCCAGAACCUGCCGGAGUUAAAUCACCUUUUGGUGUGAAGUCUCCAGAACCUGCAGGAAUUAAAUCACCUUUUGGAGCCAAAUCUCCAGAACCAGCAGGAAUUAAAUCACCAAGAGGCCUCAAGUCCCCAGAACCUUCAGGCAUCAAAUCACCAAGAGCCUUGAAGUCCCCAGAACCCGUGGGCAUCAAAUCCCCUCCUCGGGUGAAGUCCCCCCCUCCAAUUAUGUCGCCCAAGAGAGUUGCGUCCCCUCCCACGGUCAAAUCCCCGGUCCCGAAACCUCCUAAAGUCGUGAGUCAAGUGAUGGCCGAGGCCAGCGAGGGCUCAGUCCGGAUGUCCUGCGUCUGCGAGAGCAGCGUCCGGGAGGCGGUGUGGUCCGUCAACGGGAGGAGGCUUUCCCAGAGCAGCCACUUCGAGAUGCACUACUCCGAGGGCUCCUGCAGCCUGCUGAUCCACGACCUGGCCGACAGCGACCAGGGAGAGUACACCUGCGAGAUGACGUCCGAGGGAGGGGUAUCCAAAUCGUCAUUCUCCUUCACCGGACAGGUGUUCCAGUCCAUUCGCAUGAAGGUUACGGCCUACCACGAGCAGCAAGUGGCACUUAGAGGAUCGAUGGAGAUGAGUCUUAAGGAGUCUUCACUGUCCUCCGUGAGCUCGUCCAUGAGCUCGUCCAUGAUGAUGAAGAAAGAGAUGCACGCGAUGCAGGAGUCUUCCUCCUUCUCCUCUUCCUCCGCCCAGCAGGCCAUGAUGUCGUCCAUGAUGGAGUCCAGCUCCAUGAGCAGCAUGGCCGCUGAGAUGAAGUUCGAGUCCAUGUCCAUGUCCAGUAUGUCCUCUUUGACGUCCGAGACGUACGCCAUGAGCUCCAGCAGCAGCAUGACGGAGGGUUCAGCGUUCAGAGCGAUCGGUUCUGCCCCCAGGAUCGAGGCUCUGCCGGAGGACAUCAGCAUCGAGCCGGGCAAAGUCCUGACGGUCACCUGCGCCUUCUCCGGAGACGCCAAACUCAUCCAGUGGUCUCGCGGCGGGAAGAACAUCGAGGUGACCGCCGGCGGACGCUUCCACAUCGACACCACGGAGGACCUGACCACGCUCAUCAUCACCGGCGUGAAGGAGGAGGACGCCGGGACGUACACCCUGAAACUGUCCAACGAGCUGGGCUCCGACUCAGCUACUGUCCACAUCAGCAUCCGAUCAGUGUAAAAAAAAGAAAAAUCUCAAGCCCCAUCGCCCCCUUCCCUUCUUCCGUGCCUUUUUAUUUAUUAAUUAAGAAAUAAUCUACUUAAUAACGAUCUGGAUUUCUGUUCUUGUAAAUAUGAACUAUUUUUGUACCAAUCUUGACAUUAAUUUAUGCCAAACUAGACUACAGUCUAACGUUGAUAAAAUGUGCCAUAUUGGAUAACUAUGACUUAGGAUACUUAAUCUGUGACAUGUACAUAAUGUAUAUAGCCGAAUUGAACGGUUAUGGGAAAUGUAUGCAUUGUUAUUUAUGACAAUAAUAGUAACUGAAACAAAAGAAACUGAAUGUGGUCUAACUGGAGAAAGUUCUACUAGGAACGAAUACCCUGUUAGGCUAAGAAACUAAACUCUGUGCCUCAACCAAGCGUUGAAGUCUAAAGAUUGCCUCAACAGGUAGAGAGGCUCCCUGUUGACGUUACUGAGACAGAUAUAUAAUAUAUAAGAAUGCACUGCGCUGCAUAGAAACUGAGGCGAGACCCUGAGUGCUGUUUGCAUAUACCCUCAUGUAAGCAGCCCGACUGGGCCUCGCGCUCUGACGGAUUAUGUCAUACCGCCAUUUCGAUGACAUGCUCACAGUGCGGGCGGCUGCACUCCCUGAGCGACUGUUUCUUUUUGUUUUGUGCUCCGGCUCUGCAGGCGACCCCGGCCCGGCUCUCAGUAACACCGCAUCACGAGAGCAGAGCCCGGCCGGCGCUGGUCUGCAGAGGCGGAGCUGUCUCUCGGAGCGCUGCAGUGUGUGUGUGUUAGAUAUUAGCAGUCAGUCAGCGGGCGAGGGGGAGGAGUCCCGCUCUUUGUUAGACUGAAGGUAGAGACGUAGGUUUUGCAGCCUCCUUGAGUUUUUCUCCAGUUAUUGAUUUAAUAAAGCAUGACUAUCAGCACUAA
Gymnodraco acuticeps is the source of this 68681-nucleotide messenger RNA. Its product is annotated as titin-like. Gene Ontology annotation, biological process: protein phosphorylation. Gene Ontology annotation, molecular function: protein binding; protein kinase activity; ATP binding. NCBI's taxonomy places the organism in Eukaryota, Metazoa, Chordata, Actinopteri, Perciformes, Bathydraconidae. The record is from RefSeq and is a predicted model, not a curated record.